Messenger RNA from Xyrichtys novacula (pearly razorfish), 46210 nucleotides. Lineage: Eukaryota; Metazoa; Chordata; Actinopteri; Labriformes; Labridae. The record is from the annotation of a GenBank genome assembly.
GGAUACAUUACACUGUGGAAGCAGUGCGGGGAGCAGUGGGAAAUCGGUCCACAGCAUUUUUCCUCUCUAUCUUCUUUUUCUGAUUGUUUUAUGACUUUUUGCUUUUAUCCCUCCUCAUCCGAGCAGCUGGGAGGAUGUAUCUGAAAGCAUGAAAGCGGCUCACUGCCUUGUUCGUGGUCUAGUCUGAAGUGUUUAAACUCAUUUCUUCACAUUACAUCGGUUUACCUUUUAAACCUCCACUCAGACGGUGUUUUGGUUUUUGUUAGCCCACUUUUCUGCCACUUCAAGGACGCAACAUUUUAUCCACUGGACCAGCGAGGACGUAUUUUCCUCACUACUUUUGUAAAUGCACUUUUUUUGACGUUGGAGCGUAUUCGUCGUCGACUGACUGAAAACAAAUGAUGAGAAUUUAACUUUUAGUUUGUUACCUUUUUUUAUUUUUUUUCCUCAUGUCAUUGAGUUGUGCGCCGGACUCCACUUCUGGCCCGUCACUUGUGAACUUUUCGGGUCCGAGUUUGUCUCAUUUUUAGCUCAAAGGACGCCGACAGUCAGUCAGUCAGUCAGUCAGACAGCAGCAGCCUCCCCUCCUCCUGUUGCUUCAGUGAAAACACACCGGCAGCGUGCUCGCUCGCCGCUUCCUCUCCAAGUGACUCCCGGUCUACACUCCGCUUAAAACGGGGGGACGUUUUCCCACUCAGGGGAUUGUAACUGGGACUUGUGCUGGCGUGUUUGGUGUCUCCGGUUUUCUUGCUGAACAGAAACUAGUAGAAGCUAAAAAAUGCCCCAGUUAUCAGGCGGCGGCGGAGACCCGGAGCUGUGCGCCACAGACGAAAUGAUCCCGUUCAAAGACGAAGGAGACCCGCAUAAAGAGCAGAUCUUCGCCGAGCUCAGCCACUCGGAGGAGGAAGGAGACCUGGCGGACAUCAAGUCAUCGCUGGUCAACGAGUCAGAGAGCAGCCCCAACAGCAACAGCCACGAUGUGAGUAAUGUUGUGUGUUCACUGAUGUGGUGAAUGUUGAUGAUGAGGAAGAGGAGAGGAAGGUGAGUAUCAACUCUGAACUCCAGCAGAGAGAGGGUGAAACAGCCGGUAUCAGUCAGUAAACAAAGUUUAUCUGAUCUUUUUAUGCUUUUGUUUUUAUGCUCUUUUUAUAUGAAUUGCUGGGAUUUUUUUAGCUUUAAUGAAAGAGAGCAAACUUGGAAGAAUCCAAAAAUCUGUAUCACUAUUUAUAAUCUAUUUGAAGCAAUUUUAUCAUAGGGAUUUAAAAAAAAUGCAAAGACUAUCUCACAGCCAUGCCUUAAUGCAUUCUUAUUUAUUUACUAAAAAAUAAUGAGUAAUGUAGAAAACAAUAUUCAAUAGUCACGGGCACCAGCUUCACUCACCACUUCCAAGAUGCUCCUGUCACAUCCUAAGCAGCCACAAAUCUUCACCCUGGACUCACUGAAGGCCUGAAAAACACUGAGCUGUUGAUGAAAGCUGUUCUUCAUAUAUUUGUCCUGGGAUUUGGGAUAAAAUUAUAACACAUUGUGUGGUGAAAAAUUGUGGCCUUGUGAGCUUCCUGUGUCAAGAUGGCUAAUGACUGAAUCUGCGAGGACCUUUAUAGCAUUAAAUCUUUGACCAUCAAGUCAUUUCAAAACAAAAAUGUGAACAAAAGGACCACUUUCAAUGCUUACAUUAAUCAGAAGUUCUUGCAUGUAUUUAGCCCUUCUCCUUUUUUAAAUCUGUCGUUCCAGUAUUAUGUCCUCCAUAAAUUAUCCUGGAUGUUAAAGGGUUGAAAAAUAUGUUAAAAAACAGCCACAUCUACAUUCAUUUUGUUCUAGUCUUUUGUAAUCAGGUAAAAUAGGCACAAAAUGAAUUUAUCAGAUGAAAAUCUGCGUUUAAAUAUGUCGACUUCAUUGUGUAUGUAAAUGUACGUAAAAAUCUCAAUGGAAGAAUUAUAAAUAAUGAAUUUUUAAUGUCUCUGAAAUUAUUUCUCUGCCACUUUUUAUUCAACUCCUCAAAGAUGGCAUUACAUUAGCCCAUAAAAGACAGAGCAGGCAUGAAACAUCCCAGUUAAAAAUGUGUUUUUAAUUUUCCUGUCUCGCUCCACCCGUGCACUGACCUCAGGAUGCAGGCUACAGCUCCCCCAUCGCAAUGUUACCCGGCUGUUUUGUCAUUAACCGCAGUGUUAAUGAAAUUUUGGGUGCAUCCUGAAGAGGAAGAGGCUGUGCAAAUUCACCACAGAAAUGUCCUAGAGAUGCACGAGACAGAGGCUGAAUGUUAAUUAGGAAUCCAGUGAAGCUCCCUCGCUCUGCUUGAAGCCAUCCUGAGGGGUCUGAACUCCAAAAAGAGGUCCUCUUUCUCAAUUCAGACUCGUAAAGAGAGAGGAAAUAGAUGUGCGGAAAAGCAGGACAUUUUUCUACUCCUUUUUUUUUUUUUUUUUUAAAUAAAGCAGAAGCAGUCUAGUCGCCCCCCUCCCUAAUAAAUUGGACAGUUUUAUUUCACUUUACACACCAGCUUUUAAUUCAUGACAUUAAUACACUCUUCAUUUAUUUGAAAUCGGAGAAAGACUUAAAAUGAGAGAGAGGGAGAUGAAAAUGAGAGUGGACCUAUGGUAUUGAAAACAAGUUAAUUUGUAAGCUCCUUAAGGACAUGAAGCUUAAUUAAGUGGUUCUUUUGAAGCUUUGAUGCAGGCUGCUCCAUCAUCCUUCUAUAGUUAGUACUGUGUGUGCAUUUGUGUGUGUGUGUCUGUGUGUGUGUGAGGCUUGUUCUGCUAUGGUGACAAGCAAAAAGGACGGCAUUUGUCCUCGCUGUAUUUGUGGGUGUCUGACCGUAUCAUCAUGUCUGUGUAUGUAACUGCGUUUGAAAGCCCUCCUAAUUGAUUUACCAUCAUUUCAAUGUAUGUUAUUUUUUCUACUUACAGGCAGCUAGACAGUCCCAAAUACCACAAGAUGCAUAUCAUGAAAAACACAGAGACCAUCCGGAUGAUGGUAAGUGACACAGCCUUGAGCAAACACUACAAAUUUCCACACUGUGGGGAAAAAAUAAAGGUUUAUCUUAUCUUAUCUUUAAAGGGCUUGUUAAAUCUGCAUGCUUAAUAAAAGAUGACCAGCGUGUCAUUCAGCUGCAGUGAAAGCUCAGAUUUUCAAAAUGACUCACCAAAGCUCGAAAGGUUAAGGGUGUGAAAAAGGGCCACUUUGUUCUCCUCCACACAGAAGUGAUAGGCCACACUUUUAACUGUUGGUCCUUCUCUUAUCAGAGCUCUCCUCGCAGAUAUAUGAUCUUUAAUCCAAGACUAGUCAGGACAUGCUUUACCUUCAUUUUACCUGUUACCUCCCUCAGAGAUGAGGGUACCUGCAGAAAUGCUGAAGAGAUAAAAAGGAGUGUAAAUAUUCAUUCUUUCAUGUUUUAAUUCAGAAAUCUUGAUUGCACAUGUAUAUGGGCCCACUACUGAAGAUAAAUCAAAACAACAGCUCUUGUGUUUCUAAUUAUGCAGUUACCACAAUAAACUCUUUCCCCACAUACGUCUGUCACAUGCAACAUGUUACUGCCGCUCGAGGCUUGUUGCUCUCUGGCUUUUGUAGUCUGACCCUGCUGCUGCAGGUCAUCAUUACACACUGAAGAGGAGUGUGUCUCCUCUUUGUUCCCCUUUCACUCCUGCGUAAGACCCCCUCAAUCCAAACACAGUUCUUCUUUUUUUCCCCCUCUAUGUUGCCAUCAGGCUGUGUACCACAAACACCCCCCUCCCCCCUCCGGCUUUAUUACACAGCGUGCAGUUGAGUGGCGAGUGGCACUGUAUUGAGGCCUCUUCUCAUACAAAGCUCCCCCUCUCAGGUCAAAGGCGUAGAGGAACAGUUGGGGCGUCUCCUGUUUUGACACAGUCUGUAUGUUCUUCUAAUUGGUGCUAAUUGGCACAGAGGGGCUCCAUUGUUCCUCUGCAUAAUACGACCCUCCUCUCCAAGACGAGAAGAAAGGGCACAAACAAAAGGCCGAGGAGAAAUAGGGCACGGGUUAAAACGAUCUGCAGUGAUAUCAUUACAGCUCCAAAACAGGCAGGCUAACUUUGCGUGCAGCUUUGUCAUUAUUUUGUGCCUGAUAUCAUUGACAGGAAUUCAUUCAGAGUUUGUGAGAUUAACACAUUGUAAAGCUUUAUUGUGUUGUCAGCUUCUUGCAAAAAAAAGAUUUAAUGAAAUGUCUUUUUUUUUUUAUUAGGAAAACACCAAGACAUGUAUGGUAAAGGUCCAUACUCAGGUUACCCGGGGUACAUCAUGAUGAACAUGAAUGACUCUGCCUACAUGAGUAAUGGCUCCCUCUCUCCUCCAAUGCCCAGAACGGUCAGUACCAACUCUUCUCCUCUUCUUCUUCUUCUUCUUUUUGUGCCCUGAAAUGCUGUUGGUGUUGUGACAAAGUUGAGCAUGAGAUCCAAAGAAUAACCACUGAGUAAUGAAAAGGCAAUAAGCCUGUUGGAGUUUUGUGUGGUGAGGAUAUGAACCCCAUAAAAAUCCAAUUUUGAUUCAUCAGUUGACAGAAAAUAAAUCGCUGACCUUUUUAAUAAGCGGGUGAGAACAAUGACCUGGUAAAUGUUAUUUUGUGAAUGUACUGGCAUGAAAUAUUUUUUGUUUUGGUUCUUGUUGGUGAACUGGAAAGCAAAAACAGACACUAGAGGAGACUUGCACCUGCUCAGGUCAAACCCGGGUUCAGUUACUGUUUUGGAUUUCACAGUUCAAGACCUGAACUGAGGUCAGAAAAAAUGUUUUUAACCUUGUCGUGGUGAUGUUAUAAAUUGUGGUUUAAAAACCGUGAAGCAAGAAAACCAAGGAAUAAGUAGGAGAGCAACCUGUUGCUUUACCUGCCCACAGAGUCUCUUAUGCAGUUGUGCUAACUUUUUGUUUUACUUUUUGUUUUUAGUUUUUUGGUAAGAACCUCCCCUAAGUUUUUUUUUUUCUAUGUUUGAGCAUUUCUUCACUUUUUGUUGCUCGUUUGUUGUUUGGAAUAAUUGUGAGCUGUUGCAGCAACUGGCUAUAGAGCCAAGUUUGAAUUUUCUUAAGAGGGAAAAUAUUUUGAAAGAUUAAUAACAAGAUAUUGAAUUUCCUCAGUUUAAAUGUUUACCUGAGUAUAUUUAGAUUUGAAUUUUUGCAUUCAAGAAGGACCACUCAUGUAGAGAUCCCACUUUUAAAUUUGCAUGUUCGUAAGCCUUGUGGAUAAAAGCCAAAAAUAAAAACAAAUCACACAAACCAGGUGCAUUCGUGGCGGUGUAUAUGGUGUUGUAUCUUUUUGAAACAUUUACCCCACUGUAUUGGCAUCACAGACCCUCAUCCCCUGGGAAACAGCAUGUCUUAUCAUUUUAUCCACAAGAUGAACAGAGAUAUAGCGUUUUUCUCAGCUUGUUAAAAAUCUUGAGGGAUGCAGGUCUACAAGACCCAAGUAAGCCCUCUAAUUAGAGGGACAGAGGCAUGUCAGAGGAGGCCUAAAGGCAACAUCAUGUCCCUGCACAAGAGUUCAUGGUGCCGUCCAGGGGUGGCGUGCGUUGUUGCAGAUAUCGUCCCUGUGACCGUAUUAAUUUCAGGCCAGCUGCAGGUCUUUCUCUCGCUGGCGGCUUCCUGUGUCUGUCCCGUUUGCAAAUUUCUCCUCUCAAGGCAGACAUAAAACGUAGGGCACUCCAGCAGCUGUCCACUCUAAUCCUGUUUUGUCCACGUCUCUGGGUCACAAGCAGCCCCAGUCUGGCACACACACACGCACACACACAUACACACGCACACACACGGUACAGAGAGGAUCCCAAAAAGCUCUGUGUUGUUUGUGCUUUUGCAGCUCAUACCCGUUAGUUUCAUCAGGGUUAAGUUGUGAAAUGUGACUUCUAUGUUGUUAUAAGAAUCGGCUUUCGUGGGCAGAUGUGAUUGUCGGGGGCAGAUGCCACAUGCUGUGUGUAAAGGAACUUCAUUCACACGCAACUCUAUCACGAAAUGAUGUUAAAAUUGCAUUCCCCUCUGCCAAAGCUGCAGAGGAUGAAGGUAUGUGACAUUGUGGAGAAAAAAAACCCUAGAUACCUCAGGGUUGGUGGUCGUCUUCGGCUAACAAACAGGAUGUUUUAACCCAAAUGUUGGAUGCAAUGCUUUAAAGAUCCUCUUUUUAUGACUUGUUUUCUGGUUAAUUUUAUCAAUUAUUCCAUCAAAGGUCUGUAUGGAGACCAGCUGACUAUGAGAGGAAAUUACCCCUUGCUGCACAUGAAUUUGGCCAGGCAGUUAGGCAGCUCAUGUGCUGCCAAAACUUUUACAGCCACGCUUUAAUUUCAUUUACCAUGGCUGCCUUUUCCCCCUCGAUCCCCCCACAACCCUGUCUCCAAUAAAACGGUAGUCAUUUUAUAUACGUUUCUCGCACUUAUCCAAUAAAAAGAGCCAAGGCUUGGUGGAGGGAUCGCGGAACAUGAGUCCUCUGGCUCUCUCACUGAUGUCAGCUCGUAGCCACAGUAUCUGCAGGCCUGGGAUCAGUUUUCAACCUAGAUCAAAGGCACAUUCUCUCUUUCAUUCUCUUCCAUCCCCAGCCCCAAACCACCGCUCCGAUCACAGUAGUUUAGAUUGAUUUCCAUUGACCAUGACAUUCCUGCACAUGCCAUCCAGUCAUGAUGGUGCUGUAUGGAGUAGCUGAUUGUCAGCAGAUUUUUAGGGCUUCUAGUUUGAUAAGCUGUCUCCAUCACAAGGGCUCAGAUUCGGUGUCAGGAUGCUCACUUCCUUGUACAUGUGGAUUUAAAACAAUGUGACCACUUCAAAGAGGGGAGAGUGUUAUGAGUACCUGAUGUUUAUGUAAAUGUAUAGCUGUUUCAGGAUGUGGAGUCUGCGGGGUAUCCCCGGCAAAUGCUGAAAUAAUGCAGAUGGUCAUCAUGAGAUGUGGAUCUUUCUUUAAAGCUCCUGUGAGGAGUUUUUGAUCGGUUAUCAAACAGACUAAAAUGAAUAGUGAUGUGUCUUUAUGAUAUAUUAAAGCAAAUGAGACCAAAGAUGACAGUAGUGACAGAUUCUAUAUCGUGAUUUUUAAUACCUGUAGAAACAGCCUUAGUUACUUUCCCUGCAGCAAAUAUUCAUGGUGAGUGAUAAAUUUCACUGAAAAAAAAGGCAACAGGAAGAGAUUUUUUUUGUCAACUAACACUUUCACAAGGCUUAGAAAAAAAUAGCAAUAAUAUAAUAGUUACUGCUUUGUCCACAGGGGGGCGCUAACUUCUACAGAGUCCGAAAGUUCCUUACAGGAGCUUUAACUGAAGAAUACUACGUUGUGUUUUAGUGUCCAGAACAUUGUUUUAUGAAGUCGGACAGGAGACUGGAGUAGUCAUCAUGUAAUGUUAACAAGAUAUCAAAGAUGACAGGUGAAGCCGAGUAUAACACAGAGCAUGACGAUGCUAUGGGUUAUUGGUCUACAGUUCAAAUAAAAAGGGUAGAUAUAUAGCUGUCAUAUUAUGUAUGCAAAGUUAUACGAUAUGAACACGUCAGCCUUCUCCCUGAAUUUGACCGACCUUUACCUGCUCUGUUCCCUCAGACGUCUUGCAGAAAUUUAACAAAGUUUGGGUAAAGUUGGCAUGAAAAAUUUGGCAGAUUUCAGAAGAGUGAAUAUACCAUUAGGCGUACAGAAUUACCCAGACAGGUUUUUUCUUGUGGUCUUGAUAAUGGUUCGAGUUUAUCUCUAAUGGUAACCUACCUGAGCCUUUUCAGAGGCAUCAGAUUGUGUGCAGCGCUGCUUUACAUGUAAUGACUCGUAAUGCUGUUGUUCUAAACUUUCGCUAUUUGUGCGUAAAACUAGGGAUGGAUGUGAAGAUGGCUCUCUCUCUCUCUCUUGCUUCUGUGUCUUUGUAAAACAUGCUUUGGUCCACAUUAUAAUAAUAACCCACAAUGGCAGUGAGGAUGAUCGUUUGAAGCUUGGUUGUGAAAAAAAAUAUUUUUCAUGUCACCGCUGCAGAUUUGAAGAGUGGAAGAAGUUGUUUACAGCUCCGAGGGCUUUUGUCUUCUCUUUUGAUAGUGGUCCUGCAGCCUUUUUAGCUCACAUGAGGAUAUGAAAAUGACAGCUUCUAAAUAAAGAUCAACGUGCAUGUGAUGGACAGUGCAUAUUUUUAAAUGACCCGAAAGCUAUUUUCAGAUCAAGCUGCUGUUGUCAAAUUAAAAUUUCCCUUUUGUUAAAAGGUUUUAAGAAGUCCUACAGCCGCUGAGCUCUUCAGAUCCAGCAUAAACCCGUUGAGUAAACUCAUAAAUGCAUGGUUGGAAAGAUAAAGACAGACUGUUUGCUCUCACUCCUGAGAUGGAUAUAGUGCAGCAGACAUUAGUGUAAGAUUUUUCAUCUGACUGUGUGAUGAAGGGUUGGUGAUCGGUGUCAGAACAGUCUCAUGGUCUGUGCAAGAGCUGGAGGAGACGAACAAACAGAAUCACAGAUUUUUAUUUUCUAAUCCGAGUUUUGCUGCUGUGGUGGAGAGAGUUUAGAAAGCUCCCUCUCCUUUUCCCGUUCAAUCUUUUCUUUUUUUUUUCCUCCCUCUGGACCCUCAAUUGCAGAUCCUCAUGGCGAGAAAGAGGGGGUGUGUUGGGGGAGGGGGGUUGCAGCGCAGUACUUUCCUUUGAUGUAGUGGGAACGUGACGGAUCUGCUAGCCAGUGUCUCGCAGCGUGGAAUCACUAACCCAGGCUUACCUAACGGGAUUUGGUAGGACCGCUCUGGUGUCCCUCAGUGCCAUGUGUGUCCUGAGCUCAUGCCCCCAGCGCUACCGUGGAAGAUCCCUGUUAAAGAGAACACUACAUUUACCAGCAGCCCUCCAUGUCCACACAGAAUGAUGGAGGCUUGUAGCACCUUUUAAGUCCCACUAUAUGUUAGACAGGCAGUCUGAAGUAAGAGACAGCUAUAUUUUUAGAGUCUUCAGUACCUUAAACAUGUGCAUUUAAGUCUAGUGAUAUCACCAUAACUGUCAAAAACACGAGUAAAAGUGCCACUUUAACGCUAGUAUAUUCUCUGUCAUUUAGCAUGUGUGUCAAAGUAUCACACUGACAUCGCUAUCAAACAGUGAAAUAUGUGCGUACACAUGAAGGGCAUCAGCAGGGACCUCACACAGAAAGAACACUUGGCGUCUGAGGCGUCUUUGUAGUGCUGCUGCUGGUGUUUUAUAUACAGCGCCAUUAUGACGCUGAAGGUUUUCUUCUCAUCCCUUCGCUGCUCGGUGACGCUGGUUGACACAUUUACUCCAAAUGCACAGAGCUAAUGACGCCAUGUGGUUGCAAUCGCCUUAUCGAUGUGUUUCAUCUUGUCAAACGGAGCUCGGCGGCGUGAUUGUCUACCAAGACUUGAGGGGUAAACCUGGAAAAAGACGGACAAUAGUUUUGAAAAGUUAUCUUGAAUUUCUCCUUCAGUAAGAAUCCGACACAUUUGUGGAUUUUCAUGACUUAGUCUGUACUAAAAUUUGACAAAUCACUAUUUGAAAUAUAAGUGGUCGAUAUCUGACUUUCAUUCGCUAAUAUAGUGGGAGUUACCGAGCAGGUCAGCCGACAGCUAAUACAAUUUAACGAUAAUCCGUAUACAGUACACAGCACAUUGUUAUCUUAGCCAGACACACAUUUCCAGAUGCAUUUCGAAAUAAUUAAUGUAACAGAAAAAUACAUUGGGCUUUGGCUAUAGAUUUCCAAACAUGACACAUUUCUGUCAGAGGCAAUAAUAAACUCCAUUAUUACAUACAUCAGAACAGAGUACAUAUUAAACACUUGUCGGUAGCUGUUAGACUUGAUGCGUCGUCAUUUGGGAUGGGAAAAAAAAGUGCUAUCUUUGAUAGAUAUUGUAUCCAGUCGAUACAAUAUUGCGAUAUUUUGUCUGGUGAUAUAUCGUAUUGUCUCAUUUACCAAGUAUCGAUUUUUUCAAUUGUUAAUAUGAAGUCAAAUCUAUGAUAAUGGAAAAAUAAAAUCAACUGUUUGUCCAGUGAGGUUAGCAGAGGAGAUUUUUUGGAGCAGGAAAAUUUUAGUACAACAAAUAUAUGAGGUUUGCAAGAUGUGCUACAUGAAAAUAAAAUAAAGUGUAAAUAAUAUAAACACAAAGGUAAGACAAAUGCUAAAUAAGCUUAACAGUUGGGAAAAUUCUAUAAAUCGCAAUAUAUUGUAUCGCAAUACUCACUAUAUUGCUAAAUGUCAAAAAUCGCAAUAAUAUCGUAUCGUAACCCAAGUAUUGUGAUAAUAUCGUAUCAUGGGGCCACUGGUGAUUCCAACCCCAAGUGUCUGCAGAUAUGAUUGAAUUAUGUUACAAUCAUCAAUCUGGUCUAAGCCAGUCCAGUCAAAAUGCCAUUAAUCUGUCCCAUUAUAAAGCCAAACCAGUUAAUCCGACAGAUAUUGUUUUUAUCUCUGGACGCCUAAAAAUUUGAAGUCAAGUUUAUGAUGGGGUUCUUCCAUCAAAGCAUAAAAAAAGUAGUAAAAGCAAAUAAAAUCAGCUUCGGUCAGAGUAAGGAUCAUAAAUCGUUGAAAGUGCUGAAAAUCUGUCUUAGUAUGUGAGGGUGGGAUACUUAACCCCGUGUGUCAUGGUUGUAUGACAUGUUGAUACCCCAGCUGAUGUCUAUUUUAGGCAUGUGCCGUCGCUCCGAACGAUGAUGACACUUUCUUUGCUCCUCAUCCUCCCACCGAAUUGGAAGAAGCUUAACCAAUCAAGCUGUGCAGCCUGGAGCCAGCCAGUCAGGCCGCUUCUCAAGCCCUCCACACCUGCUUGGGGGGCUUCACUCCUCACCAGCAGCCUGCCGCUGAUCUCCCGGGGUCAGCGCAGGGCCUCGCCAAGGUUGUCCCCUCUGUGCGCCCCAGUUCUCUUCGAACUGGCUGGGUGUGGACAUCCUGGAAGGGCGGGUUAGAAAUCGAGACUUUUGAGCGGUGUUUGUGGAAUGCUGAUGAUUUGACGUGACUGUUGGUGAGGUUGUGGUUGGUAAAAGAAGAAAGUUGGUAAAUUUUGUUUUAUCAGAGUUGAAUGUUAACUUCAACACUCGUUCUGUAGUCGUCUAAAAAAAAGUGUUAAAUCCGUGUCAGCUAAUUAACCCGCUUCGGUCUUUUAACCCAUCACUGAAGCUCAACAAUAGUCCCUCAAAGCCGAUCACAGUACCUCACUGUUCCCUGACACAGUCAUAAAGUGAGUAAAAACAUGAAUAGCUUUAUUGACUCCAUCCUGACAGCUUGCUGGUUCCAUAUAGAGGCAAGCAGUGUUCCAGCUAGUAAAACUGCAGCGUGGGGAACAAUAGGACCACAGGAGUGAAACAUGGGUGCAAAUCCUGCCGGCUGUGUCCAGACUUCAGAGGAGCUCAAACAGCCCCCACUUUGUCCGGCUAAGAAACAGAGCUAUGAUCAAUAGCAGCUCUGUUGUAUGAAGUUGGUCAGUCUGUGGCACACCCCCGCCCUCCCUCCUUCUCUUUGCUGUUUCAUAUUUUUCAGAAGCUCAUUAUUUCUUUCUGCAGAGGGUGUGAGUGCUAAAGAGGCUCACAUGCAAUGUGUAUCUGACAGCCCUGAAAUAUUAAUGGUCCCCAGUGUAGGAGGUUGGUAUAGGGCCUGCAUAGUUUCAGUACAAAGGGGUGCCUUCUCGCCACCAGGCUUUAUUAGCCGAGCUGUUAAAUGAAUGGAUGGAUACAAGCCCGGGCUCUUUCUUGAUGCUUCCUUUUGUGUUUUAGCGCUAAACUUCAAACCGCUCUCUCCCUCUCUCUCUGUAACAAUUUCCAGAAUGUACAUUGAACUGGUUUUCAUUGGAGACUCACACUGACACACAGACACAGACACACACAGUGUUAAAGAAGUUAUGCUGCAAUGUUGAGCUUUCAGUGGGAGGACAAGAGGAGGGUUCUGCUAUCAGUUCAUUUUGUGUGGUCUCUCUCUCAUAAAAAAACUCCCUGUUCUUCGACUGUGAAAAAAGCCUGUCUUUAAUUUUUGGGAAACCCAUAAAACUUUGUCGCUCCUUUCAUAUCGGCAGCAGAAUUGAAAACAAAUGCUACAUUCUCCCCUCCUUUCCUUUGAACUGGCCAAUUAUGGAGUUGUGAAAAUAAAAAUCAGUCUGUAGAUCUCCUUACCCCCUCUGCCUCUCUUUUCUUCCCUUCUCUUUCUCUUCCCCCUCUCUCUCUCCCUCUUUCUUCCUCAGUCUCCCUUUUUUUCUCCUCCCCCUUGUUUUUGAAGAAACCGAGGGGGAUCACUGAUGUCAAAGUCAAAACCAAGAGCAUUAAGAAAACUGGCGAAAUGCAAUACAGCUGCAAUCCGACAUGACGCUAGAAAAUAAGGCUGAGGAGCAGAAAGCCUCCCUCCCGUAUUCCCAGGGCGCGCAACUGCUCCCGGCCUUGGCUUUGAUCUCUUCAAAGCCUCCUGCCUCCUACUAGAUGGAGAGUCUUGGCUGCCGCUCGUGAGCGCUGGAGAGAGGCAGGGAGGGAGAUGGGGGUGUUUUUUUUUUUUUUUUUUUUUUUUUUUUGAAGGGGGGAGAAACGUCGUCUUUUCCUUUCCAGGGCUGAAAUCAAUCACAGUGCCGAGGCAAUUAUGUGUAAUUCAAGCCCAGCCAGAUUAGUGACUCCUGUUACCUGAGCGACCGGAGCUCUGUAAUCUGCCAGACACACCGGCCUCACCGGCAAAAAGGAGUAGCCAGGCACAGGCGAGGGCACUUGAGGGAAAGGAAGGGAUUGAGGGAGAGAGGAGAGGUGCUGAAAAGCAGGCUGCCAUGCUGCUGUCCAGCAGAGCAGAAAAUCAGAGUACAAUGGAGUGAUUACACUUGCAGAUGUAGCCAUAUUUAUGACGAGGUGGAUAGAGAGAGCAGAGAGAAUGACGAGCGCUGAUUGCCAUGGAGCUUUCUAGUUAGCGUGCUAACGAGCCGGCUCUCUUUUGUGUCAGAACAUGUGCCUGAUGUCACCUCCACUGUGCUCCCAGUCCUCCCCCACCAUCCUCCGCCCUGUCCCCCCUCCAGUGCCAUAUCUCUAUCCCUCAUGCCCUCCGCAGCUGGCUCUGAAAUGCAAGCUCGGCCAAGGCUCCUGCCCCAGGCGCCCAAUUUACUAUGGCUGGAGAAAAACUCAGUGGCCCCGAGUCACAGAGGAAAACAGGCGAGCUGAAUGCCGCUCUCUCCCCGCUGCUGCUGCUGCUGCUUCUCGUCUGAUCUGUGCGACUGCUUCAGUGUCUUAACACACAGCAGUGUAACAAUUUACACCCUUCUGCUUUUUUAUACGGCUCACUGAGGAGAUUUAUCCCAAUUAUGUUUGCUCCGAGUUUAGGCAAAUCUAGAACGAUGUAGGAGUUUGAUGUUCAUGACUAAUACCACCUAGCGUACGUUAUGAGAUUAUUUAUUUGUAUGGCUUUUUUUCUUUUUUCUUUUCGACCCAUGCUACGUUCAUUUGGGGUUUGAGAAAUAAAUAAUAGGUCGGAUAAAAGGCCAAAGUAAAAUGCAGAUUCACAGGUUUAGUGUCUAAUUGGUGAUAUAUGAUUGCCUGCUCUUUGAUUCUUCCUCUGUGCUUGCUCUGUUAGCACUGAUGUCACAGGGAUGAGAACAAGGCUUUGUUUUUUCCUCAGCAGUCACUUGAUGCAGGAUGAUGAAACCCACAAAGAUCUCUAGCAAGAACGUGUUUAUUCAUCUGAUGAGCUCGCCUUGUGCUUCGUGUUUCUUUUGAUCAUCGGUCCGCUCGGUCGGUGAUGGAAGGCUCUUAUUUUCCUCAUGGGAUGUACACAUUGAAUUAAUUAGAUAUACCGUCCUGUUUUUAUACAUCCUGGUUGAUCAGGAUAGUUUGAACAAGGCGGCGUGUAAGGAAGUGUAGCUGACUCUAAAAAUAUAAAGGUCACGCCGAAUGGAUUAUGUGGCAUUAAUGGAGCCACCGUCCAGCUCAGCAGGGGCCCUUAAAAUCCACUAGCAGCCAUAACCCCUCAGCUCGGGGGCCAGGUGACGCUUUUCAUGUCCUCCAGUGGAGAAACAUCACAGAGGCCUCCUCCACUUUGAGCUGCCCGUCAUCAAACAAUGCAUCAAAACAUCAAAUCAAUCCACCCCCACUAUAUCCCUGUCUUUUGAGAUGAAAGAUAGGGGAAGUGUGAGUGCCCAUCGUGCCCCGCACCUUAAAUCUACAUUUGCAUGUCUCCCAACCCCUAACGGUGAAACCACUUCAAUAUCCGCACAACACAGCGUACAAGUUGUUUGCUUUUUCAUAAAACUUUCAACUGUGCGGCCUAACCUGUCAUUUUGUCAGCAUCUAUUAGACUGCAUCAACGGAACUUCUUGAUGUAGGUAAGAUAGGAGAUCUAAUCGAAGGAUAACGAUGCUAAAGUCUUAUACCUGAUUAGAAAGAGAGGAGGAAAUCAGCAUCUAUUCUUUUGAUUCAAGGAUUGACCUGUUGACUGUGGAAACCCUUAGCUGAGCUGUGACUGGCUCAAACUUAAGCCUGGACAUCACAUAAAUGAACUAACACUCACCUUGGUUCUGUAAGAUUUCGAGGCAAAGGAAAGAGGUGUCUCAAAAUGAUCUGAGGGGCCGAGUGUUUCAGCUGUCGUGAGAAUCACCAACAGAAGGCCCUUUUUUCAAAAACCAGUCAGAUAAUUUGCAGCACAUGCUGCUGCUUAUUCAAGUUAAUGUUGAUUUCUUAAUAGCUGUAUGAGAUUAUAUUGAACAUGAGCAGUCGGCCAUGAAUAAAUCCAGUUUUGAGCUGUAUUACAACCACAGUGUGUCCUUUGUACGGCUUAUCAUUCAGAAUCGUGGCAUCAGGUGCAUAAGAGUGGCCUAUAAUGUUGCCGUAUCCAUACGGCCCCGAGCCUAAGGAGUCUCUUUUGUGCUUCUGAAAUUCACUAUUACCAUUUCUUUAGAGGUAUCAAGGGAUAAGCAGACGUUGUCUGUUGCCAUGUUGUACAUGGUCAUUGUUUUGUUUGGACUAGAGCUCACAAAACCCUGUCACAAAGCUAAUUGAUGAGGCGGAGUUUUCAUGUGACCAUUCAGAUCUUUGGAGAGGUUCUUUAAGUGUUCUCCAAGCCAGCAGGGACGAAGAAAAGCCAUUUGUUCAGAGGGGAUCAGAUUUGAAUGGCUUUGUGCUUUCCAUUCAGAUCUUAACAGGGGCGUGUGUGCCCGGCCAGGAAGGACCCCUAAAAUCUGUGGUUUGAUUAAUAGCUAAUACCAGGCUCAAAGGCAGUUGUUGGUUGUCUUUACUAGUUAAUCCCUUAAAAUGUGGACUCACACCCAAAUAGGAGGCUGCUGGUAGUGUUGCAGAAUCCACAAUCUGAAUGAGCUGAGAGGUCUGGAGUGUGAUCCAAAAUCAUGACUGUGUCUAGCUCUCUGGCAUGAUCCUGAUUAAAACCAGAGCAAAAGCAGGUUUUAAUAUAAUAAUAAAACACACACAUCUUUGUCCACAAGAGAACUUGGAAGUAUAAGGAGACAAAGUGAGUGUAGUGUGUUCAUGGAGAUGAAAGGAGGGUCGGUUAUUGGGGUCUAAAGUUCAGUUCAAAGGCGGGACACAGGUGUCACGACAUCCGAGGUCACAGGGCUUCAUUACAUAACCGCACAUACAGCACCUAACCACAUCACAACAAACGUGAUACGUGGAGUUUUUCUGUUUCAUGAAGUCAUCAGUUGCACCGGUUCACUAAUGCGUCAGUAUUUUUAUUCUUUCUAUGCUCACCCCUAGUGUCGGUGGGUGUGCAUCUGUCUGAGUGAAAUACAGAAGGAAAACUAGGUCAAUACUCUCUACAGCUCAGGCACAAGCUGCUCUCAUUCAAAUCACCUCCCCAUCCACAUUUUCCAAGUGUGUGCCAUUAAAAACCUUCCCCACAAACGCUGCAGCGCCUCUACAGCCUGGUGGCUGUCUGUCUUCUGUCUUCGUCCAGAUUUCCCUUGCUAGCUUCCAGUGCUAAUAUUUACCUCUUCCUUCCUGCGGAUGUAAUGUGCAGUGUUGCAACAGAACUAGCUUAGAAUUAGGGGGAAAAAGAGGACGGUCUCCAGCUCUCGUCUCCACAGGUAGAGACGUACAAAGACCCCCACCAGACUCUAUUUUCCCCCCUCAACGCUGAGCUCCCAAAUCCAAACUGACAGCCAUUCAUGCCCAGAAUACCUGGGCGAAAGCUGAGGGGGGGAAACACUAUCUAGGUGUAGCAGGCAAAUCCUCUCUUGUUCAACGGCUCUAUGAAGCUCCUGCAUGCAGCAACUCAUCAGCACUUUUCCCUCCAUUCUGUACUGCGUUUUAUUUCCCUCUCUCUCUAUGUCUGUCUGUGGUAUUGUGCAGAGGCUAAGAUUUUAGCGCGCUUACCACACAGAGUUAGCUUGUGCUGCGUUUUUAUUUGUGUACAUCUCUCAGGGCCUUCCAGUGUUGUUGUUUGAAUGUGGAUGUUGGCACCACAGCACAGCCUGGCAUGAAUGUAGCUACUCAGCAGACCAGAGCUGGCUUCUAAUGAUAAAUCAUGCAGUGUGUUAAUGCAGCAGCAGCAGCAGCAUGGCUAUAAAUAGUCGCCGGGAGAGAGAGAGAAAGAGAGAGAGAGGGAUGCCGAUUGAUUCAGAAAGCAAAAUAAAGAGUGACCCAAACAUUUUCUGCUUGUGGUCAACUGUGAACAGUCGGUUCAAACUCAGGACAGAGAAAAACACUCCCUGUGGUUUGAAACACGCAGCUGAUCAGGUAAAAAAUGGAAUGACGCAGCUGAAGACAUCAGGACUCUUAUUGUAAUAGAUGAACCUAUUGACUGAUACCACUCAUCCAGAUGCAAAGACUUGAGUAAAAGUGGAUUGCUCCGACACUUUACCAAGAAACAUUAGAAAAACACUCAUUGCUAAUCUGUCACUAGCUUUGUCUAAUGCUUUCAUCUCUACCAGUACUAAAUUGUUGCUGUUUUUGUUUGUUAUCUUCACAUAAAGAGUGACCCUAGAUAAGUCAGUUGUUUUAUUACUUAUAAGGGCUGGGAUGAUAUGCUUGUACGAUUUUUUGGAUGCCGAUUCGAUUUAAAUUGUGAUUCUACGAUUUUGUCGAUUUUCUCAAUUUUUAGUUUGCAUUUUUAACACCAGUGAAACUGUUAUAUGAUAAUGAAUGUCCACUGAUUAUCCCAGGAACCAUAUUUUCCCCAAAAUACACAUCACAUGUAAGUCAGUUUUUAAGAUUGUUUCUUAAAUUAAAAAAAAAAAUCGAUUUUUUAACAUAGAAAUCGAUUGAAAAAUUGUAAAACAAAAAAUCGCGAUACUUAUGUGAAUCAAUUUUUUCUUCCACUCCUAUUACUCAUGGUAAAGGAUUGGUGCAUUGACAGGCAUACUUCUCAUUACAAAACAGAAUACUGUUUUGGGUUUUGGUGUCUAUUUUCCAGAUGCAGCCGAUUCUCAUUAACUAAAUAAGUGCUAACAAAUUAGGGAGAGUAGAAAUUGAUGCUAACGUCCCACAUUCGGUCGAUUGAAAGUAGUGUUGUUACAGAGGGCAGCCAUGUUCUUAGAAGAGUCAUAUGUAGCUGCCUAUCGGGUGCCCGAGUGUGUGUGCGGUCUGCCUUUUGUGUAUGUGUUUGCGUGCGCGCUCGCAGGCCUGCUGACUGUGGCACUUCAGCAGAAUGUUUGCCCUUUCCUCAAUCCUUUGAUGUGACCAGGUCCUGCUGUGAUAAUGAGCCCUGUGCCCCGCCGCAAGGUGAACAUCCUGCAGUUCGCCCAGGGCUCUGCCAGAGCAGCAGCCCACCCCCCCCUCUACACACAAACACACACACACAUACGCGUACACACUCACGUACACACACGUACACAGAUUCUUUGUGAAUAAAGCAGUGUAGUGGAGAAGCAGACCUCUACUCACACCUGAUCAUCUUCCACAUGCUGCUCAGAUCGUGUGAAUUAAGGGUGGGAGAAAAACCGAUACAGCAUAGUAUUGCAAUAUUUUGUCUGGUCUGGUGAUAUAUCGUAUCGUCUCAUUUACCAAGUAUCGCGAAAAAUAAAAUCAACUGUUUGUCCAGUGAGGUUGGCAGAGGAGACAUCUUAGAGCAGGAGAAAAUUAGUACAACAAAUACAUAUAAGGUUUGCAAGAUUUGUUACAUGAAAAUAAAAUACAGCAUAAAUAAGACAAACAAGAAGGAAAGACAAAUGUUAAAUUAGAUAAACAGUUAAAUGUUAAAACUCGCAAUAAUAUUGUAUCGUAGCCCAAGUAUUGUGAUAAUAUCUGAUUCCCACCCCUAGUAUGAAUAUGCUCGUCAUCCGUCAUAGGGUAUAAAAACAUUUCAAACUUUAACAGGCAACACAUCUGACUUCAGUGACCAAAACCAACAUUAUCAAAUUACAAAAAAAGCCCAAAUCUUUAUUGAAGCUGGUUGAUCACCCUUUUAUCAAAAUUCCCACUAAAAGACCAAAACUAAUGUUAAAUGUGUAAAACAGAAAAUGCCUUUAUUGUGCAGCCAAACCCUGACUUAUCACGUUCUCUCUUUUUUUUUUUAAAGACUGAAACCAUGAGGAACACACCACUGAGCCAAACCACCAAAUCAAAUUAAUGCAACUGGUCAAAAACAAAAGCAGCAGUUGGUUUCUGGGGACUUCAAAGUGAAAUGAUAAGGCCAUGUCCCGAGAUUUAUAGGUUUACAGCUGAAGAAGUUUUAACCAGACUUGGACAACAUCAUCUUAUGAUCAUCAUCUUAACAUCUCUUUGCCAGACCCCUCUGCCUCAGGUCUUGUCUCACCCAGUCAGGAUUCUUUUUUGCAUAAUCACUUGCUCUUCUUAGCGUUAUCCCACCAUAGAUACAUGGAUACCAAGUAAAUAUUCAAACAAGCUGGUAGUUUUAAUUUGAUAUGACUAAAAAAAGAAAAUAAGCUAUGCAGCUAAAAAGUUGUCACUCAGUUUCAGCGGUUGGCGGCACAUCAGCGUUUUUCUCUGUUAGUGUUUUCUUCUCCCUCAACAGUGCCUGUCUUCUUAAGUUUGGUUGAUGUUUCUUUGGCUUACCUCUGUGAUUUAACAUCCCUCUUUUAUGUCUGCGUGGUUUUCAUCCUCAUGGACAGGUCAGCAAUCUAAAGCUUUGUGCCCACCAAAUAAACAGAAGGUAAUAGAAAUAUUCUCUGUGUUUUGAUCAUGAACGAACAUUUUGCCUCGUUGGUAUCAGAAAGAUGAGAUAAUAAACCGUAAAAAUGGAAUAAGAACCUGUGAUUGCUUGUGUAGUUUUACUUCGAAGGCAGCUGAGCGUGAUCACAGUCAGGGCUGUGCUGUCAUGCUACUUGUUAGCGUGGUGGCUAUAAUUAUCAGACUGAAUCACUACUGUGCGUACAUUCAGUUGGAAAGUUCCUGCUCGUGUGAAAUCGCUUUAAUAUCUGUGAGUGUGAGCUGAUUUUAUUGAGAUCGAAUAAAAAAAGUUGUUGAGUUCCUGCCUAACACGAAACAACAGUUUGUAAUUCCAACCCCCAAGGCUGUAGAGAGGACACGCUGAUGUCAAAUGACUCUCUACUCAAAUAACUAUUGAUAAACAAGCAAAAUAUAGCGGUUUGAUCGUUUUUAUUGUUCAUUUUUUGCUCUUUUUUUGAUAGCUCCUCAACAAAAAAAUGAAGAGUUGAAUACUUUCAAAAGCGGAUAAAGUAUUUCAUCGGAGGCAGGCAUAUUUCACACAAAUUAUCUUCUUUGCACGUUCAGGGUGUCACUGUGAGAGCAGCUUGUGUGAUUGGUUUGCUCGGAGCACAUGCUCUUCAUGCCAACUGAAGGAUGAUGGGUAAUCCACCUCGACCUAUUCAGUUGUGCUCGGUGGCGGCGGCGGCGGCGGUGGUGGGGGGAGACAGUCAGCUGUUAAUAGCUCCUUUGUGUUCAUAUGUAGCAUGUAUGUGUUAAAUUCAUUAAACCCGUGGUUUUCAGUGUCUCUGAUCCCUCAAAUGUACCAUGACCGUUGUUUACAGCAUGUUUAUGUGCUUUAGUGGUGUUUUCCCCCUUGUGGAUUUCAUGUUUUCACAGUGGCGUGUGCAGGCCGUGUUUAUUAUAAAGUGAAGUGUAUAUGUUGGUGUUAAGAGGACAGCAUGACCAGUUUCCUCGCAUGAUAAAGAUGUCCUGCCGGUUAAACCAUAACAUAUCUCUCUUUGCUGUCGAACUUGAGUCUGCAGUGUUUGUCUUUAAGGUUUAUUUUCCAUUUUUUAACAAACUGCCCUCAAUCCUCAGUGUCUUAAUUCUCUUCAACUUUUGGCCUCAGACAGGAAUUCUGAUUGAAAUGACAGAACAGGUAGAAGAAGAGAUUAGAAGAAGGGGGGAGUUUUACAGAUGUAAUUUUGUCUCCAGGGCAGGCUUUUCCUGAUACUCGUAGCCUCCUCCACUUCUGUCCUCCUGGUUGGUUUUGCUUGUUCGUCUCAUUACCCCGGGCUUGUGGCGCUCCUUUACUCGCUGGCGGCCCAGCUUUCUUCUCCAUUAAUUGGGUUUUGUUACAUUAAGCCCUCUGGCCGUCCUGCCAAUAAAGCAUUCCAUUUUUAGCACUUCUCUCCGAGCUGCUGGGGUUCGACCUGCUCUAUGAAUGGUAAUUGGUUAUUUAUUUAAGCUUCCUCAGGUUGGUCUCCACUGGUUUUGGUAAAGAGGGAAGGGAGGAGGGAGAUGCGGUCCCUUUUCUUUUCCGUGCUGUACAGCUUCUGUGGGAAACUGUUUGCUCACUUUUGUGGGAAAGAGGUCGAACAGUUUGCACACAGACACACCUGAGAGUGAACACCUGGUGUGGACACACCUUUGUCACAUAUUGCACAUUUCAGAUUUAUAGUCUUGCAUCUGUGAUUUGGUCUUCUGUAUGACUAUGCUGUCAGGGAAGCAGGACAUGGUAUUUAAAAAAGAUCCAUGCAGGUUUUCUCCUUUAGUAAUCAUUCCCUCAAUAGAGGACCUCAUUUCCUCAGGUGGUUGAAAUUAACCUGUAUCAAUACUUUAUGGUAGGGCUGGGCGAUAAAAUGAUAAUGAUACAUAUCAAAACUUAAUUUCCCUCAAUAUCAAUAUGAAACAUGGUCAGUAUGCUUCCUGAUAGUCGGCAUUCUGCCAUGUUUUGGUAGACUGUACGAAUAGCCAAUGAAAAGGGGAGUUGCUCCAGGUCUGCGCCGCGCUGAACCGACCAUUCAGUCCGCUUUCUCUAGCACAACAACUAAGAGACGUCAAAGGGACACAAAGAUGCAGUAGCUUAUUGUAUUCCAAAAGACAUCCUACCAAUAAGCACUGAUAAAUGUCAUUUUUUAUAGCAUGAUAUAUAUAUCGAUAUCGACUGAUAUGAAAAAAAAUAUUGUGAGAAACUUUUUCCCGUAUCGCCCAGCCCUACUUUGGUACAGUUAAGAGGAACAAUUUCUACCUCAUCUUUCUUUUCUGACUUCUUUUAAUAUUCUGGGCUGUAUUUUCUGGUGCAUCCUCUCCCUCAGAGUGCUAACAGCCCUGUGAGUUGGGUAAGGCCAGGUUUCAGGGUGAGGAGGGCUUCUUAGUGAAAAGAUUUGGCAGCAUGGGAAUCCAUCGCCGCCACUUGAGCUGCCAUCUCCCCAGCUGUUUGUGAAACACCUCACAUGGUUUCCACACACUUGAUUGUAGCUGCAGGCGCAAAGAGUCCUCAUUGCAUAUAAAUUACAGAAGUGGGAAGUGAUUAUUAUAAAAUUCCCGCUUUCCCUUUUUUCCACUCCACUCUGCAGAAGUGGUAUAAUUGAGUGGAGUACAAAAGCAGUGCUGCAAGGGGAGAGAGGGAGAGAGAUGCUAAAAGGCAUUAUUGCAGGGAUACUUAUUGCAUAUAAACGUGCAAACACCAAUGCUCGUGCUCUGAAACCUCAGCAGGACGGUGAUGGAGUUGAUGGACUCGGAGACACCAGCAUGCCGACACAAACGCUCUCCUUAAUUAAAAGAAAAAAGAAAACAAAAAGAACCAAAAAUGAAACACUCCUUCCCCACCCCCAUUUUCAGACGGCACGCCAAAGUCACUGGCUCCCCAUGCUGAAACAAACUGGAGUGUCUCCUCCAUGGAGGGCUCCCUGCCAGCUCCAGUUCCGCACAAUGAAUUUCUCUUAAAACCACAUCUGAGAGGUUCUUUAGGAGGGCCGGCCAAGCCUGGAUAUGAAAUUCCAAAUGGAACGUUUUCUUUUCAGUCCUCGCCGCCUCUCCUCUUUGGCUCUCCCUGAAAAUAUGAAUAGAAAGAUCCUAAGCCUAUUAUUUCUCCUUUACAAUAAAAAGGGGGACCUCCAAUAUGGCCGCCCUCCAUCACGAUCAUACCACUGCUGCAUCUGCUGCAGCCAGCAGCUCUGACAGUGAGGACCGGGAUGAGAGGGGGAUCAAACCCGGCAAAUGUGGUGUGACCCUGAUGAUUGUGGUCACUUGAGUGGAAGUGUGUUGUGCUUUUUGUGUGUAAAUGCAUAUUUUUGUGUGUGUGUUUAGAUAGCCAACACGCUGCUCAUGUUAAAGAAUUAUAAGGAUGUCUCUGUAAAAGCUGUUGCUGCUAAAUAACUGCAACUUAAAGAUGAAAUCGUCACCACAUGACACGACAUGAUUUCGAAUCUCCCAUCGUACUACUGUAUGGAUGUUUAGAUUGAAGCCUCGCUGCUUUCUUCUGGAUGUAAACUUGGUUAGUCAUGGUAUGCAGUUUAUGUAAAUGGCCAUAAACUCUGUAUUGGUCACAGAGGUCUGCAGGUUUUUUCCAGUGGAUUUCACCACAAAAGAGGCAGUUUAUUAAGAAGUGGAGAAGAAUUGGAUCUGACAGAUGUGACUGAGAAAAGCACAACAAAUGGUUUCACCUCUGGGGAAGAAGAAGAAGAAGCCUUGAGCUUCGACUGGCACUAAAGGGUGGAUGAGUUAUUUUUUUUUUUUAGUAUUGUGGUUUAUGUUUUUGGAGCAAGUAAAGCACGUUUUCUUUGUCUAUACUGGUGUCUCUCUCUGCUUCAAGUUAAAGAGGUCCUUGAGCUAAACGUUAACCCCUCAGGUUCUUAUCUUUUUUCCCACCGGAGAACAAAUGGGAGUGGAGAGGCGUAAAAGAAUAUGGGCGAGAAUGCUAUCAUUUAGCCCCUGCUGCAGGCAUGUCCCAGCUGCCCAGGUCCUGGUUAGUCCUCCUUCAGGGUUUGCAGCACUCCUGUAUAAUCCCUCCCCUCUUUGGGAUGAGGUCUGGCACUCCUACUCUCAGAGAUUAUCCCGUCACCUUUGACUCGCGUUGACCGGGGUCAAAGAACCUCACUCACCUGGGCUAAUCUGAAGAGCCUCAUGGCCUAAUUAGUUUUCAGGUGGGAUUUGUGUUGUUCUGGCUGAAGCAGACAGCGAGUGCAGACUCACAUGGUUAGAAAAAAACACUGAACUGUGAACUGUGCUGCAUGAUGAGGCUCAUAUCGAGAAGCAGGACUGGGAAAGAAAAUGGCUGGAGGAGAUGAGAUUCCCAGACCGAUAAGGCGUCUGAUGUGGAUGACAUGUCAUGUGGUUGGGGAGACCUCUUUUAUUUCCACAUGCUCACACACACACACACACACACACACACACACACACACACACACACACACACACACACACACACAAAACCACACAUACUGGCCUUUUGUGUUCCCAGUUUGGACGUUCCCAGAAGGUGGGGUGGGGGGUGGUGGUAUUAAGUUGAGCGCGGUGCCAGUCAGUGAGCGGUUCGUGGGUAACUUGGACAUUCCAGGCGCCCUUGUGGUCCAGGGAUUUUGUGUUUGUGUGUAUGUGUGGUCAGAGGGGCACCACUCAGCACUGCGGGACUGCCACCGUGGUGGACAUGUCCCUAAAGUAAAAGCUGAUUCAGAGGUGUCCCUUUUUUGGAUUUUUAUCCCUUCCUCUGAACUCAGAUGAGUCUCUUUGCAACAUUUGGAACCAGGUCACUUUCCCCACAAGAGCCCCUGAUUACAUUUUAGUGAAACCCUUUGAUUCAAACUUGUGGGAGGGCUUUGGUGUAAGCAUGUCUCACCCAAUUGUGAACUGAUGUCGUCUCCGAUUAGCCUGAUAUCCUGUGGAGGUGAUAUUUUGACUCCAGCUCAGCUCUGGGCUCAGAUUGUGAACAGUAGAUUUAGCAUGGCUAAGCAUUACCAUGUGUUCAGUGCUGCUGAAGCAUGUAAGCACUGUCGGCUGGGGGCUGGGGGUUGGGGUUGGGGUUGGUGCCGGGCUCUUCUGGGCCUGGCUCGCUCUAUUUUGGUUGUCAGGAGGAGGCAGGUCUCUGUGAGUCAGCCAGGGAUGGGAGGCCACUGUUGACGUGAUUACCCCUGCAUUAAGUACUGCUGCAGACAUUUGUCUCACUCACGGUCUCUCUCUCUCUCUCUCUCUUUCUCUUUCUCCUUCCCUCCCCUCCCUUCUCCUCCUCCUCCUCCCCCUCCUCCUCCUCCUCCAUCCCUCAUCUCUCCUUCCCCCGGCUCUUGCUCUGUAAUGAACUCCCCUUAUUCACCAGCUAAUGACUCCCUUUGAUCUCCCGCCUAAGACCUCUGCUCUAACUCUACCCUGUGAAUCUCUCUUUUCUCCCCUCUCUUCACUCUAUCUCUCGCUCACUCGUCUUUGCUCCCGCUCUGGUUGCAUCUCUUGCUCUCUAUCUCUCUUUUUUGCUGUCUCAAACAUGCUCAAGCACCUCUUUGACUUGUUUUCCUCUUUUUUUGGGAGGGAGUUGAGUUUUUGGUCCUGCUGACCUCGGCUAAACAAAGUUUUUAGGUGCUGAGCUCUGGCUGCUGAAAAGAGAAGAAAUUAAAGUUAUUUACUUUCUCUUCUUGAGCGUACUGUUAAGCUUCCCCUUACAUCUACAAGUAGGCAGACCACCUGGACUAAAUGUUGCUGUACUAGUUCGCAGAUCGUGUAGCAUGGAGUAGGAGUAUUAUGCUAAAGCCUGUGUGCAGUGUCUGUAAUCGCUCAUAUUUUUAAUGUUUGUGUUUGUGUUCCUUCACAGUCCAACAAAGUCCCCGUGGUGCAGCCGUCCCAUGCAGUCCACCCUCUCACCCCCCUGAUCACGUAUAGCGAUGAGCACUUCGCCCCAGGGUCCCAUUCUGGUCAUCACCCACAGGAUGCCAACAACAAAGGUAUAAAUAUCCAUUCAGAGCACAUCAUGACACUGGACUCUGCAGCAGAAAUAUGUAAAUCAGUAUUCUGGGAGUUUUUUUCAAUCAUUUUGAUUCAAAAACUCAAAGUUGUUUUCCAACUGGGUGCAAAUAUCAGUCUUUUAAUAUCUUGUUUUAUCUCCCUCGGUACAAAAAUAGAUAGAUAUUCAGACUGAAAUAGAAAAAUAAAGACAAACAAACAGGCAGAACAAAGGCAGAUGUUUGAGAGUGUGAAUCUCUUGGUGUGCCUGUGACUACGUCAGAUCAAGAUGUUUUUUUGUGUGACUUUUAGCUUGAUCUUUUCCAGGUGUUUCUGCUCGUGCUCUCUCUUUCUCCUACAUUUAAAAUACCAUCACAUUUGGUGUGCGUGACAAACUUUUGAUGCCUAAAAAGUCAGCUGCGUCGUGUUUGCGAGUGCGACAAAAAUACCUGCGUAAAGUUUUGUAUCUUCUUUCUCCUCCCUUCAAACUAAUGAAUAAGAAAUAUUGUGAUUUGCUAUGAUAUUGUCGAAUUGUGAAAUUGACGUGGUUGGAAAAAAAGCAAGGAAGGAAGUAAGGUAGGAAGGAAGUAAGGUGGGAAGGAAGUAAGGUAGGAAGGUAGGUAGGAAGAAAGGAAGGAAGGAAGGAAAGGAAGGAAGAGAAAGAAAGAAAGAAAGAAAGAAGGAACGAAAGAGAAAGAAGGAAGGGAAGAGAGAAAAAGAAGGAAAAGAAAAGAAAGAAGGGAAGAAAGAAAAAAAAGAAAAAACAAAGAAGAAAGAAAGAAAGAAAGAAGCAAAAACAAAGAAAGAAAUAGGAAAAAAGAGAGACACAAAAACAAAGAAAGAAAGAAAGAAAGAAAGAAAGAAAUAAGCAAAAACAAAGAGAAAGAAACAAAAACAAAGAAAUAAAAAAAGAUCAAAUUAAUAAAGAAAGAAAGAAGCAAAAACAAAGAAAGAGAAGAAAAAAGAAAGAAGGAAAGAGAAAGAAAUAAGGAACAAGAAAGAAAUAGAAAGAAAAAAGUUUUAUCUAAAGAAAGAAGGGGAGAUACUAGCAGGUAAUAAAUCUUGGGUGUUGCUGGUUGACUCUGGCAGAGCGGUGAAUAAAGAUUGUUCAGGAAAGAGGAAGCUGCACGUCUGCAUCAAAACUGCAGAGGACCACUAGCAGGACCACAGUUUAACAGUUUACCCCUGAAACAGACUGCACCCCAUGUAGCAGUGUGACAUAUUCUAACUAAUGAAUAAUCAGCUUGUUCUUCAUUGAACUGAACUAUCACCAGAGUUUAUUUUCUGAGUCCCCACCUGUCAGAACUGUCAGGAAUCCAUCAAGACAACAAAAAAUCAAAGUGUCACAGCAAAGCCAUCCUUCUCUCCCCACUCCUUCACAUGAACUCAUUUGAAGCAGCAGCCUGUGGGACACGGUGCGCCGAGCUCCCCUGCCCUCUCUCCCUCGCGCUCUCUGCCUCUCAGUAACAACAUCACAGCUCUGCUCUGACAGCUGCAGACGAGCUGCUCAGCAGUGAGGACGAGCCUCCGCAGCCUCCUCAGCCCCACGCAGCUGGAGACUUUGGCAGCUUCUCGCUAAUGCUGAAAAAAAGACGUGGGCCCUCCGCAGUUUUGUCCCUGCACCUUUUCUUCCUCUUCUCUUUCUUCUUCUUCUGGCUUUCUUCUCUCGCGGCUGCCAGUUGAAAAGGGGAAGAGGGAUCAGACAGGAUGUAGGCGAUGAAGAAGUUGAGGAUGAGGCUGGGAGGUUCUGAGGAACCGGCUAUAAAUAACAAUGUAGAACAGAGUACACAGAGUAGUGAGAUGAAGGGAAUGAGAGACGUUUUAAGAAUCUGUGCUCCACAUAUGUCAGAGGAAUCAUACAUCAGACACAGUUUGUUGAAUAUUUCUCCAAUGGAAGCAGGAAAGAAUUUGUGUUGACACGAAAUCGAGCAGUAAAUCACAGUCUGCACAUGCACGCAAUAGAUUUUAGAAAGUUAUUGUCAUGUAAGUACAAUUUACAAGAUAGUGCUUUCUUUUUUUUCUGUGUUGGUCCGUUUAGUUGCUGAAGAGCAGAGGAGACCCCCGGAGGUCUUGUUCUUCACACUAUAUUUGAUCUUUUCGCCCGCAGCCUAACAGAAAUCUAAGUCCAGGAGAGCCAGUGGCGGAAUUAGCUGCAAAUGAUUUCCCAAGGCAUAUUCAUGAGUGUCUACUACCAGCAGAGCCAAGCUGGAGAUGCUGGAAAUCUCUCUUAUUCUCUUUUUAUACUCCUCUCUCUCUCUCUCUCUUUCUCUCUCUCCCGGUCUCUCUCUAAUAUCGACCAAUUGCUGCUCUGCCUUCCUUAGUGGGCUCAGACUUUGAUCUGCUUGUUAAUUAUGAAAAACAAUCAUGGAUUUUCUCAUUAUGAGCUCUAAUAUGCACAGGGCCGCAGUGCAGGAUGGAAGGUCGGGUGAGGGAGGAAGGAAGGGGGGGUGUUUGAACAUUUUGCAUCCCAACCUUGUAUGUGUUCCUCUCUGUAAAAAAAUAAAAGUAAAAUUGAAAUGUAACACAGUAGCACUAAUUUGAAUGUAAAUUAUUCCCACAUAUAACAAUGAGAAUCGUGUCAGCGUUGCUUGUUUUGAGAGGAAAUGCAAGUGUGAAGCUUUGUUGGGCGUCAGCGGGAAAGUGUGAACAGCACUGUGAGUAAUUAGGCACCUUAAGGGGUGUGAGUGACAAGGUUAACACGUCGGGGCUCUCUCCUCCUUCCUCACUGAAUCACCCCCGCGCCUCCCUCGCUCCUGCCCUCAGGAGGGCCCUCAGGAGUGUUACGUGGUGGAUUAGUGGGCAGGGGGUAGUGCUAUGCACGCUAUGAAUCCGUCGUUGCAACAUUGGCUUUGGAGAUAUAAGCCCCCCGUUCGCCCGGCUUCUCUCUGAGGAGGGAGGCCCCUUCAGACCACAGCCUGCAGAGAGAAGGAGAAAGAGAAAAGAUAGAGGCUGGGAGAAAAGGCUGGCUCCAGCGGGGAUUAGGAGUUGGUGUUAAUCUGAAAGCGUUUGGCCUCUUUUCUUUGUGUGUGUGUUUAAGCUCACAUAAGGUUGUAAGGCCGUACUGUAUAUCCUGAUAUCUUCAGACUCAAAUUACGUCAGAACUUUACCAAAAAUGAAAAAAAACAAGGACACAUUGGCCACCGUAGAUUUUCUCAAACUCAAGUGAUCUGAUAUCAUCCACGCCCCUGGGUAAAUCUUCCUGCAAAAAGCGACCCCUCGACCUUGAAACCCAGCAGAAGCAGGCGAGCUGGAGAUGGGGGAGCUUAGUCCUGAAGAUCCACAGACAGUUACUCCAAGUCAAUCCUGUGUCUACAGGGAGAGCUGCAGCCUGUGCCACAAAGAGGAAGCCUCAAUUAACUGGCUUAAAGACGCCCAAACACAGUGUAAGGACUCUGCUAAGUCCCAGAAAAUAGGAUCCCUUUAUUACAGCUUAAUAAUGUGAGGUCGAGAGGCCUGACGUGUCAACUGUCCUUGAGUUGUAGUGAAGCAGGAUGAGUCAAGGUGCACUGUGCUUUUCAACUUUAUACUAUUAACAUCUCUAUUAUUGUCUUCCUUAGUGGUUUGAGUUUCCUCUGUUAAAAUCAAUUGAAUUAAAAUGUGUAAACUUUUUUUGAAUCCCAUUUUAUUAAAUACUUUUCAGAAAGUUUUCUGUAAACGUAUCAUUGCUUGUCUGAUUACAAAUAAAUUAUGCUCACUAGGGCUGGACGAUAUGGCCUCAAAUCAAUAUUGAGUUAUAUUGAGCAGUUCACCUCGAUAAUGAUAAAUGGACAUAAAUCGACCCACAUUAACUUCAUCUACUUCAGCCACCGCUCCAGCCACUAAAAAAGAUUGAACCAUCUCCUCACCUGUCUUUCCCUCUUUGUUACAGACUGGAUGGGGCGGAGUUCACGUCUCUGAUGUAGGACAGUGUCUUAAUGGGACAUGAGAUCAUAGCCUACCUACACACAUACAAAACCAACUUUUAUCUAUUUAUUUUUUUUGACACUGAAUAUACCGAUACGGUCAAAAUGACGUUGGUUAUUGAUGUAAAUUUCGGUAUCAGUAAAUUUUCAGUUUAUCGCCCAGCCCUAAUGCUCACAUCAGAAAUUGACCUCAUAGGGAAGUGUUCAACUGGCAAACUUAGGACUGAAGUCAGGUCUGGUGUUGUAUGUCUACUGUUGAUUUUAAUGUAUAUUUCUUUUUUAUAAUAUGCCCUUUAUAUGAAACGUUUGAACUGUCUUUUGUACUCUGCUUUGUCAUGAUGUGGGCCGAAAGCUAAAAUGCAUUGGUGCCAUAAUAGAUUUGCUCCAUAUAGAAACCCAGUUCUUUGUGGUCUUUUUGAAACCCAGUUCUUUGUGGUCUCAUCGAUUUGAACCAAAAUCUGUCAGAUAAAUAGAUAAAGCUGGAAAACAAGGAUGGAUAUCUAAUGUCGUUUCCUCUCACAGUUAUAUUCAACUUCUGUUUCUGUAGGAAUGCAGAGGCAUCAUCCUGGAUCAGACAUGCCCAACUUCUACUCCCUGUCUCCUGGAGGAGUCGGCCAGAUCACACCACCUCUGGGAUGGUGAGUUUCAGAUGGAGAAAAAAAGCAUGCAGAGAUUAUUCAUGUAAACAGCGAGCGGCCACUCUGCUGCCUCUUCACAUCAGACAUACUCUGACUCUGUGUGUGCUGGACAGAGGACUGCAGGCCUGUAGCAGCAGCAGCAGCAGCAGCAAUGUAGGGGAGGUCUGCCUCUGGCUUGUCCGGCCUCAGCCGCUCGGCUCCUCUGUAUGCUCAGCACAUGUCAAACACAUCACCGCAUUCAUGCCCCUGCAUAACCAUAUGGCCGCUCAACCCCCAUCAAAGCUCUCUGGAAGCACUUCUCCCUCUGAGCCUCGCUCCAUGUUCACAAGACAAAGCUUUUUAGUAGCUUUUACCUCUUUUUCUACUUCCUUCUGGGACUACAUCCUCGUUCAGUUCAGUCCUCUGACUCUUUUUUUUGUGUUUUUCUGAACUUCUCUUACUCUCUCUCUGUCCGUCUGUCAUUGUAAUUUUUCUCUCUGUCCAUCAGUGUGAUUCCAAUAAAGAUACUGAGUGAAGACAGAUGUAAAGCACAAGAUUGGUCAGUGGUUAAAACCCAGACAGUUACCUCCUGCUGUCCCAGACCCACAUCAGCCUCAUCUCCUUCAACCCAUCAGCCUUUUUUAUUUAUAUUAAAGACCCUUUCUGUAUUUAGGGUCUUUUUGAGACUGUGACUAACGACAAACAUCAUGGAGAUGUUUUGUUCUUGACUUUAUACUUAAAGUUCCUCAGAUCUGUGGAAGCAAAAUGUCCAAAAUAAAAGAAAAAGACAUGAUGACAUUCCCUUUCAUCAUGUUAGCAACUGAUACCUAUCUUUAAAUCCUGACUCUUUGAUAUGAGGCAGCAGAUCUUUGUCACCUUUUAUUUACGAUUGCACGCAUGUCGAGUGAAAUGAUGUCAUGUUCAGGAUAGAGCCAAACCAUGCUGCUUCUUUCUAAAGUAAGAGAAGUUAGUUUUUCUCAUUUUCUAGCUGGAUUAUCAUCUAAGGACUGUCUAUGUUCAUUCAAUUUUCAUGUGUUCUUGUUUACUCUGUACAGCAGGAUAUUAUUAUAAUAUUAUUGGCUGCUGUCUGUGAGCCAAAUUGCCCCUCUGGGACGUUGAAGCUGUACUCUGCUACACAGCAUUACUCUAAUAUCGUAGGAAAGAGGUUGAUGGAAUCCGUGCAUGCACAAUGACUUUGUUUCUGCAGAGUCCCUGAAAGCUCUCUUUGUCUUUUAAUGUAUGAUUUUUUUUUUGUUUGUGUAAACUUUAGAUUUUUCUUUGCUCCUAUGAAGGCUACGGUAUCUCUGCUUCUAACUUUCAUCCUUGAUUAAUCAAACUGCUGUUAUUGCAGGUUCUCACACCACAUGGUGCCCGGACCCCCGGGUCCCCACGCCACAGGGAUCCCCCACCCAGCCAUCGUCAAUCCGCAGGUUAAACACGAGCCUCUGCAUGAAACGGACAUCAUGCACAUGUAAGUCCUGCUCAAUUAGAGAAAUACACACUCUUCUAGGUGUGGGAGGAAAAAUUGAUACAGCAUAGAAUCGCCAUAUUUUGUCUGGUGAUGUAUCAUAUCUUCUCAUUUAUCAAGUAUGGAUUUUUAAAAAAUUAAUUGUUAAUAUGAGGUCAAAUCUAUGAUAAUAGGAAAAAUUUAACUGGUUGUCCAGUGAGGAUGGCAGAGGAGACAUCAUAGAGCAGGAGAAAGUUAGUACAACACAUUUAUAUAAGGUUUGCAAAAUGCGCUACAUGAAAACAAAUACAGUGAAAAUAAGACAAACAUAAAGGAAAGACAUACGCUGAAUUAGCUAAACAGUUGAAAAAAUUGUAUAAAUUGCAAUAUAUUGUAUCUUUAUACUCACUGUAUUGUAAAAUGUUAAAAAUAGCAAUAAUAUUGUAUCCUGACCCAAGUAUUGUGAUAAUAUCAUAUCAUGGCCCAAGUGUCAUAAUAAUAUCAUAUCGUGGCCCAAGUAUCGUGAUAAUAUCGUAUCAUGGCUCAGGUAUUGUGAUAUUAUCGUAUCGGGGCCCAACAUUCGGGAUAAUAUCAUAUCCUGGCCCAAGUAUCAUGAUAAUAUCGUGGCCUAAGUAUCAUGACAAUAUUGUAUUGUGGCCCAAGUAUUGUGAUAAUAUCAUAUCGUGGGUCAAGUAUCAUGAUAAUAUUGUAUGGUGGCCUAAGUAUCAUGAUAAUAUUGUAUUGUGGCCCAAGUAUCGUGAUAAUAUCGUAUCGUGACCCAAGUAUCGUGAUAAUAUCGUAUCGGGGCCCAAGUAUCAUGAUAAUAUCGUGGCCCAAGUAUCAUGCUGAUAUUGUAUUGUGGCAAAAGUAUCAUGAUAAUAUUGUACUGUGGCCCAAGUAUCAUGCUGAUAUUGUAUUGUGGCAAAAGUAUCAUGAUAAUAUUGUACUGUGGCCCAAGUAUCGUGAUAAUAUCGUAUCGUGACCCAAGUAUCAUGAUAAUAUCGUAUUGUGGCCCAAGUAUUGUGAUAAUAUCAUAUCGUGGGCCAAGUAUCAUGAUACUAUUGCAUGGUGGCCCAAGUAUCGUGAUAAUAUCGUAUCGUGACCCAAGUAUCAUGAUAAUAUCGUAUCAUUGGGCCACUGAUGAUUCCCAUCCCUAUUCUCUUCCUCCCCUUUUUCUCUACCGGCAGUUUCAGAGGCGAUGCACUUCCAGGUAUUUGCGUACUCCACCUUUACGGGAGGACAAACUCUCUGUCAGAGCCUUGUUCUCAUUCCCCUGAUGUGAGAUGAUAAGCAGUGAGGGCCCGCGCUCAGCUGAUAACAGGCCUCUGCUUCAUUCGGCCUCAGGGAUCACAACUCACUUAGCCAGCAACAGAUACAGGUCCUAGAUUAGUGCUGGGAUGAACGCGGUUCACAUCCCCAGUGAGCACAGUGGGAAGUGCUGUGAGCGCCCUGAAGUGGUUAUCACUGAUAUUUCCAUUAUUCAUGGCUAUCCCAGCUCCAAGACUGUACAAGAAUCAAGAAGGUUAUUAGAAAGUGAGUCAGGAGAAGGAGCAGAGCAGAGCAGAGCGCCUUUUGGUUUUAAACGAUUGCUGAUGUGAAGGAGGAGGUUUGGUUGCCAUUACUGGUGAAGUAAUCUCUCUGCAUGAAGGGCUGCAACUAUGCAACUGCACAUGAUUAAAGAGGCCCAUGCUCAUGGCGUGGUAACCCCUCUCACGCUGACUCCUCAUUGGCUGAGGGUGAACCCGAACCUUGCUGUUUUUGUCGCCAUUGUGGCACCACAAUCUCCUUUCAGUUUCUCCCUAUUCACCUCCCAUACAUGGUGUUUUUUUUUUUUUUUUUAAUUCUUUACAGGAAGCCCCAGCACGAACAGAGAAAGGAGCAGGAGCCCAAAAGACCGCACAUCAAGAAGCCGCUAAACGCCUUCAUGCUCUACAUGAAAGAGAUGCGUGCUAAUGUGGUCGCCGAGUGCACGCUGAAGGAGAGUGCGGCCAUCAAUCAGAUCCUGGGACGAAGGGUAGGUGGCACCGGUCUCAUUCUCCUCAUGGUUGCAGUUUAUCUUUGUUGAUUUAAUUUAAUCACCAGGAGAUCACAAGUCAAGCUGUGGCUCUACAGCAGCAACACGAACUGCCUUUCCUGGUCCAAUUAGCCUAAAAAGUACAAAGAUUCCUUCCUGUAUUAACAAACAGUCUUUUAUGAACUAGCUGUGAUUAUUUCUAUAAUGAUUGCCCCGGCCAAUUACUCUCCUCUCAGCAGCACCGAUCCAGUCUGCCUAUCUAACUGACAUUUAAUCAAAUUGGCUUUAAUAAAACAUGCCUGGAUAAUGGCACGGUUGGAAAUGACAAAAUUUGUUCCUUUUGAGGAUUGGGAAAAGAGUGGAACCACAGAGCCAUGUUAAAAGCCUUAACGAAUAGGCCCAGCGGUCGAGGCAGCCAGCCACAGCAAAGCCGAGUUUGUGGCUUGUGUAGCGUAAUUGCUCGCUGACAUAGUUUGAAUAAAAAAGCGCUGCUAAAUUGGAACCAGUGUUUUGAUAUGAAAUCAAAGUUUUUUUUCCCCCUUCUUCCUCCGACUCUGUAUGUUAAUCUCUUCAUCAUGUGUCCCCCCCCUUCUGCUCUGUCUCUCUUUUAUCCCACCAUUUCUUUUUUCUCGUUUUAACACCAAACGUUUGGAAGUCGAAAAGAACUUUUUUUUUUUAAGUUUCACCAAAACACUAGCACACGUCUCUAUGCAGGGAACAUGCAAGUGCAUGCCAGUAAUUGACUGUUUGCUAUUUUUUCCCCCCUAAUCUCCCUUUGUACUGAAACAGUGGCAUGCUUUAUCUCGGGAAGAGCAAGCUAAGUAUUAUGAGUUAGCCCGCAAGGAACGACAGCUCCACAUGCAGCUCUACCCAGGCUGGUCCGCUCGAGACAACUAUGUAAGUAUCAACAGAACAGAUUGGAAGAGGUGCGCGUGCAUGUGUGUGAGGAUUUAAUGUGGUUUGUUUCUGUCGGCGUUGCAUGACUUCUUCUUUAAAUGGCACACAGCAGUGACAGCCAGGCACAUUAAUUCACACUAGUCAGCUCGAUGCUAAUGUGGUCCAUUUGCAGACCCAUUGUUUCAGCCUUAUGUGUAAUUCAUACAGUAUAUUGCCAUCCUCGCUAGAAUGGAUUGUAAUAUAGCGGGCAUUAUUAUUGCCACAGUGUGUGAAAACUGCCCGGUGAUGGUUCUGCUCCUCUUUGAUGUUCCAUAUCAGCAUGGAUGUAGAAAGCUCCUGUUAGACUGAGUUUAGCGCGCUGUAUCCUGCAUACAGAACCGAGCAGCAGCAACCUUUGCUCCUCUUGCUGCCCAUUUUGUUUGUGAAUGUGUGUGUGUUUGUGUGUGUGUGUGGGGUUGAGUCAGAUUUAAGAUAUUCUUGGUGCGUGUGUGUGUGUGCACAUGUGUUUUGAGUGUUUACUUGGAAGUUCUGUCUCCUGUGUUUAUGUGGUGUGUAUGAAUUUGUGAGAAAGAGAGCACCAGCCUUUUAUUAAAAGUGUGGCUCCGGCACUCACGUUCACUCCACCACCAAAGUGCUUUGUGGUGUUUAUCUGCCUCCCCUCGGACACCGAAAGCAUCCCUCCUCCUUCUGCCUCCGCUGCUCCACUCACUGCCAAUAUGCCUCGCUGAGGGGGGAAGACACGGCACAGUCAAAGAUACCCAGCAGCAGCAGCAGCAGCUAAUGACAGCUAGCCCAGUUCCCAUGAUUUCCACUUAUUUGUACAAACAUAUCUGACAGGCAGGGAAGAAGUGGAGGAUUGCUUUUAUAGCUGGCAUACCAAAAACGAUAAAGUGGGCCGAUAUGUUCGAGGCAAACCUUUCUAAAAGUGAAUUUUGUCUCCAUGUGAGUGCUUUUCUCUGACUCCUCCCACAAACAAACUCUUCUGCUGCUGCACAUCAUGCCUGGAAACACCCAAAAAUAGUCAUUACACUGGCAUGGAGAGCGUGUAGCAUUCAUAGUUUUUCUGCGUGCCCCCCCCUCUCUCAUCCUUUCUCUCACCCACUCUCACUUACUCUCUCUUCUCCCUGUCUGCCGCAGCAGUAGAAGGCAGAUUAGCUCAUGAAUAAGUGGAUUAGCAGACUUUGCAGCAGGAAACCAAAGUGCUGCUCAUAUUUGACUAGGACGACUCCGCACUGCUAUCUAUACCUAUAGUCUCCCCCCUGGGGAUUUAGCAUAAGCUAUAAAUCCUUACACACUCCCACCACCUCACUGGAAGAAGAGUGGUGCUCUUCAUAGUCAUCAAGCUAGACUAGCCUAAUUACAGUGAGCAUUUUUAAUUGCACUUCAUGUUAAUAUUUGUCAUUAGAGGGACUUCAAAGGCAGCGUAAAAAGUGACACGGAAAAGUCACAUUAGCAGGACAAGCUGCGUCUGUAUUGUUAGCAUGCCCCCCCUCUCAGAACAGGCCUAAAAAUGGUGAAAAGUAAGUCAUUAUGAGCAGCUAAAAGCAGGAAGAGCACACUCAACAUCGGCUCAGCCUGGUCCAUCCCUCUCAUCGAGGCAGUUUGCAAUGGAGUCCGGAGACCAGGGUAUGCUGGUUGGAUGCCCAGCAGGGGAUGAGUGAACAUGGCAGUCAGCAGCAGGAUAUCAGAGUGGUCUAGUGAGCGUGAGUGCUGGAGCCACACUUUAUGUGUUCCUCUGUAUAUUUUUUAGGGAAAGAAGAAGAAGCGGAAGAGGGAGAAGAUGCAGGAAUCGGCCCCGGGUAAGAGACACACCCUACAGUUUCUUAUUUUCCUCUUCUUGAAGUUGCGAGUUGCACCAUCUUUCUACUUCCUUUGCUUAAUUUUUUCACAUUUUUUGACAAACUCACAUAGAUACACACAAAUCUUCUAUCCUCACUCUGGCUGCAGUAGACUUGCUUGAUUUUGUGCAGGCAGCAUGGUCCAUCCCUCCAUCCAUCUGUCCUUUCUUCUCAUAUCACACCUACUUUGGGAUUAGUCUGUCCAUUCUUUACGACUACUUACCAAUUCUGGGCUUUUGCACUAUUUGUUUGCCUGCUGCACUACAGAAUGUCUUUCUGCUGACCUUGUUUAGCUGCGCUUAUGAGCCUCCUGGUAGCACUGCAACUUUAAUCCAUUGAGAAUUACAUCUUAAAGUAGAAUUGUCAGUAUUUUUUGAGUUGUUUCGGUCUGUUCAGUAAACAUCUAUGCAGACCAGAAUCCUCCAAAGUUGUUUAAAAGGAUGCAAUUUUCUGCAGGUACAGGCCAGAGAAUGAAAACGGCGUACAUCUGAGAAAAUGGUAAGACAAACCCCUCUAUCUGCCUCCCCUGUCUGAUCAGUUCAAUACAUAUCAAAGCUUUUUAUGCUGCUAAACACUGACUUGAGCGUAUGUACUCACAGACUAAUCCUAAAAAGGUCCACCCUAACCUCGCCAUAGUCAUUGUGUUGGUGGUGUUAAAGCCUGAAGAGGGAUUGUGCUUUGUGUGGGGAGUUUGCUCAGUGGCCUCUGCACAAUAGGCAGUGGAUUUUCUAUGUGUGUGUGUGUGUGUGUGCUGAAGUCGUCAUCUGAAUGUUUCUGUGUCGAGCAGUGGAUGAAUUAGAGGUCAGAUGUUGCGUCAGUGGUUUGAUUUUUUUUUUUUUUCUUCCAUCAUCAAUAAAAAAGUAUCCUCAUUAAAAGUUGAAAAUAUUGCUUAAUAAAUCAGAACGCUCAUUCUCUCUGUGCGCCGCGAACACGGUCUAAACUGCACAUCUGAAAACACUUUUUUCCAACCUCAGAUCCUUUUUUUUCCCUCACUGCUGGAGUCGAGGACGUCAGCUUGGCCCCAUAUGGACUACAUGUGUUGUCUCCCUCCGCAUCUUUUUCAGGCAGACUAAGAUUCAGCAGCUUGUUUGGCAGGAACUUAAUGAGAUGCUAUACCUUAAUAAGAUUUCACGCUAUCUGGGGUUUCAGGGUGUCUAUAAUGCCUUCAUGACAAAGACACUCUGCAGUCGUUUUUUUCUACAUGUGAAUGAUAUGUUGGGAUAUAUUGAUUUAAAUGAUGUCCAAACUGUCACCUGUCUUAUUUUAUUGUCAAAAAAAGGAUUAACAUCCAACUCUGUUUGCCUUCUUUCUUACUCUCUCUGGAUCCCUUCCUCCUCUCUCCUCUUCCUCGCCCUCCCUGUGAUUCUGGCAGCAUCCUGUUGUUCCGCUCCCUUUUCUGCAGCAGCGAAAGCCGGGCAGAUGUGACAAAUCUGGUCUUACGUCAAAAUCACCCCAAACCAGACAAAGGUUUUCCCCUUGAUCGAUUCCUGACCCAGUGGCUCUCUCUGAACCCAAAAUUGGUCUGCUUUUCUUUUCUUGUCUUUCUCUUUUUUUUUUGCCACAGACGGUUUUCAAAGCUCAGAGAGAGCGAGUGCUGAAAAGCACUUUAUCUCUGAUCCAAUAAUUAGCAGCGCCUAGCCGCAGCGGGAUGGACACCCUUGCUGAUUCUCAGUGACAGCCUUAAACUAAUAUGCAUAAUACCAAGGAUACUGCCACAACUCCCCGAGCCCUCAAUUUAUGCAGAUCCCAAAGAGCUGGAUUGAGGUUAGCUUGGUGUAGACGCCAAAAAACAUCUUUAAAUGAACUUGUUUGUCUAUUUCUUUUCAUCUGCAGUAGCCUCUAUCUUAUCUUUGUCUUGUCUUUGCUGAACAUCUGAAGGAAGUUUGCUAAUGAGUUAAAUUUGGAGGAACAAUUCUAACACCUUUUUGAACUGGAGUUCAGAUGUUUGCUCUAUUAGAUCUUAUUAUUAGAGCUCUCUCUCUCUCAGUAACAAACAAUAACAUAGUCCUGGUAGGUUUUAUGAGAGAAAAAGUGACUUAGUGCUUGUUGAUUUUAACAUAAAGUACAGCUUGAUCUGAGUUUCUCUGCCUUAAGGCAAAGCAGGAGUUAAUUCGUCAAGCUUCUAUGACUCGACGUUGUCUCUCUUUGUUAUCUUUAGCUUGUCAAACACUAUGUAAAAUAGGGGUCUCUGUCUUUUCUUGCCCCAGCCCCCGCCCCUUUAUUCAUUAUGCUCCCUGGAAAUGUGAAGUUUCACUCCAUCUUCCCCUCUCUGUUUUGAUUCUCUCCUCCUUACUUCCUGUUAGCCUUUUCUGUCUGACUAAGCCUGCUGAUUCACCGCCUUUUGAGAUAGUUAUCUGCCUGAGACACAUACAUGCCCUCAAGGCUUUCUCCCCCAUUUCAGCCAGUGUGGAUUUUUAUUUUAUUUUUUUUCACAGGGGGGAGACACUCAACAAAGAUGGCCAUUUAAAAUUAGGCGAGCAAGGUCCACAGAGUUGCACACACAUGCAAACUGCCAUAAAACUGCACAAGUCAACUGCCUCCUUUGUUGACAAGCAUAAAGGAUGUUUUCACAAGUCAAUUUGCAUGGACGUCUCUUAAGACCUCGGAUAACUUUCUUUUUUCUUAAAUGGUGCCUCACUUGAAUCAAAUUCUUUACUGUGGGUCAUUUCUAACCUCGUGCCCUGGUCUAAAGACAUGAAAGAAAGUGUUGUUCAAGCUGUAGGUUUGGUGGCUACCCUCCCCUUUUCUCUCUCUCUCUUUCUCUCUCUCCUCCUCUGCCCCGGCUCUGCUCCCUCUGAUGUGUGCAGCCAGAAGUCAGCUGUCAGAAGACUUUGAUGAGGGAGAAGGGUGUGAGUGCGUUGGGAGGAGAGGAAAAGGGAGGGGGGGGAGUAAGAAAAGGGCCAGAAGAAAAUCCCUCAUUCUCCCGAGUUCUUGACUUUACCCAAUCUCACUCAACUGCCACUCAUCCUUCAGCCUCCAUCCCUCAUUUUGAUCCCAUUUUUCUUUCUUGUGUUUUUUUUUUUUCAUUUAUUUUGUUGCCUCUCAUCUUCUCCCUCUCAGACCUUCAUAACUCACACAUACACACACACAUCUGAGCAAUGAGCCACACACACUCCUGCCGCAAUUAGGCAAGAUUCAGCGUCUGCCUCUAUUUCCCAAGUCGUUUCAAUUUGGCACCCAGCCUCCAGGCCACUGCGGCACAGCCCAGUGCCUCCACACCCUCCACGCCUUAUUAGUGACCUGGGAUAAUUGGGGAAGGAAUUCGAAUCCCCCCCCAAAAAAUAAAAAAAAACACACUCUGGGUCUCGCUCUGAGCAAGCGCACAGGAGAUGAGAGGAUGUUUUUAAAGCUGUAUUUCUCCGUAGAAAAAAAAAAGACGAAAAAGGGAGGUGGAGGGGUGAGAUUUGGGCUGAAAUCAGAGCAACGCCCUUGCUAAUGUUUCUGUUGGUUAGGAAGUCGAGUCGGAAAUGUUCGCCCCUAACAGUCCUCCCUUUUUCUCACUCCUCUGACCUUCACAAAGCCUGCUCUGUGAGGGAAAAUGACCCUCUCAGCACUUUACAUGUGGACUUACAGCGGGCGGAAGCAUGUCAAACUUGAUGUAAUUUAAGUAUGUGGUUUGAACUUAUAAGUACAAGUGCUUACUUUUGGCUUGGCGACCAGAUUUGACGAUUUCAAGAGGAAAGACGGGAACCUUAAAAGUCGGGUUCAACCCUCAUAAAGAAGCUUGUUUACACGCGAGUAUUUGCAGCUUUAGCGCCCCUGUUGUUUAGACUGGGCCCUAAAAUCUGUUUUGAUUGAGUCACAGGCCCAUUGUGUUGUAGUUUGGCCAGCUGCGGUAACAAUAUGAGGGUCCAGUCUCUCGAGUUUUGUGAUGUCUUCUCGACUUCCUCCCUCUUUCUCCCUCCCCUGUGGCUCCUCGGGGCGUUGCAGCUCAUACUAUAAGAGACCUCAUAAAACGCUCCCCUCAUGAGAUUCUUAUCUGUGAAUGAAUGAAUGAAAGGCCUCCAGGUAAAACAGAGGGCACAGACAGGAAGAGGACAGUUCGGAUAGAGGAAGCGGUGUUUGUUUUUGUUUCGCUCUGGUCGAGUCUGGCUAUUGUUAAAAAAGGGAAAACCUCACUCCCAGCUUCUUCUUCUUCUCCUCCUUCCUCAUGUGUUCAUUUUCUACCUCUCUUCUCUCACUCUUCCUUUUUCUCUCCUCUCCUGUCAUGACGGAGAGUAUGAGUGGCGGUGGAUGCCUUUGAAGCGAGACCACAGCAGAAGGAGCCGCCAUUGUGCCGGCCCUUUGAAUCUGCGGCUCCCCCCCCCCCCCCGGCCUGCAGUGGCUCAGACUGAGCAGCACGGGGGCACAGGGCCAGACUUCAGCUGCCCAGGCCCCCAGUGAUGCUGCCUCAGAUGUGGGCAACGCCCCUCACUACCUCUCCCCACACCCCUCUUGCACUCUCCCAGUCUCCCCCACACAUGCCUGAGGUUUUUGGGUUUCGGUGACUCCCCCCUCCCCUCCUUCCGUACUCCCCGUUUGACCACAAUCAGACGCCACCCUUCCCUUCUCUUGAAUUUCUAACACAGACACCAUCUCCCCGUUUUUUACUUUUUACUUUCAGCCCCUCCUGACUGACUUUGUUAGCUCCUGAUAGUCCCUCUGGAAAGCUACACUCUCCCCCGAGCCCGCCGUUUGAUGGAGGUUAAAAAUUUCAAAGCGCUUUUUUAAACAGGGGCGAUUUCUUUUAUGUCGAAUGUCUCAGAGCUAAAGAAAGUGCUGACAGUGCAGAGCAUUUAGUUUCAAACAUUGCUUUGUCUUCCAGGUGCUGUUUUUUUAUUGGCCUGCUGUUUUAUUUCCCCCUCGUGCCUUUGAGAGCGGCUCUGUUGUAGAUGUAGAGAGUGGCGGCCCCUUUGAAAAGGUGUCGCCGAAGCCAGCUGUGAGAUCCAGGCCAAGGUCACUGCCAAGACAUACCAACCCACCAGACGUUCAUUUACAGCUUUAGGUCUGUUAGUGUGAUUCAGACUAUGUAAUGUAGCAAAGAGUUGGCACAAUCUCAGGUUUACAUGGACACGGCUGCAGAUUUAUUUUUCAUUCACUCAGAAGAUUUAAUGCCAAUUAAGUGGAUAGUAAGAUUAAUCACUAUUUUCAGUUUUAUCUUAAAGCUCCUAUUUUUGACCUGAGAUCAAACAGACAGAAAUUUACCGUAAUGUCUCUUUAUAACCUACAAAAUCAACAAAGACCAUCAUCAACAAGGACGUUUUCCAUUUGGUUAAAUUCAGUGCCUGAGGAGAUACAAACAGCAAGUGCCUCACAACAGCUUUAAAGUAACGGUAACACUGUAUGUGACGCCUAUCUCUAUAACGCAUUAUAAGUAUAUGUAUAAUGCAUUAUAAUCACGUUAUAGCACUGUAUAAUUGUAACAUAACACAUAACACCUGACCUUGUAAGUCAUGAGAAAAUGCUUUAUAAUGUGUUAUGAUUGUUGCUAUAAAGAAAUUAUGAUCAUUUAUGAGUGUUUAUGACCAUAGUUAUACAGUGCUAUAACAUGAUUAUAACACAUUUUAAAUAUAUUUAUUAUGCGUUCUAGAGACAGACAUCAAAUAAAGUGUUACCAAAGUAACUGUAGGGGUUUUUAACUGGUUGAUAAACAGACUGAAGCCUCUUUAUGAUCUUCAAAAGCAAACACGACCAUCAGCAGCUCGUCUGAUAAUUUCACUGUGGUCAUUUUAAUACUUAAAGAACAGACCAUGAUUGAGGGACAGCUAAGGAAACAAACUUUAAUUGCUUUUUAAUGCAAAUAUUCACAGCGAGUGUUCAAUCAUAAAAGACCACAGGAUGUUUUUUGUCAAAAAUCCCUCCUCUCUUUUCCUAUAGGGGGCGCCAUUUAUCAACACAAACCAAAAGUUCCUGACAGCAGCUUUAACCUUUUUUUUUCUUUUUAUUAAAAAGUUCAGAUAACUAUUUUGCUUUUAUAUCUCUCAUCUGACGUUAGUUUUUGUGUCACCCUAUUUGCUGAAAUGUGACAAGAGCACAGAGCAACGGCCCAAAACUUAGUCCAGUAAGAGCUGCUGGUCCCGAUCAGCUGGUAGAGCAGGCACCUCUGGUACAGAGUCUGUGGUCCUUGUCGCAAAUCGUAUUAUUAUGUAAAUUCUGUACAGAUGUAAAUAUGACUCAUGUACAUAUCUUUUUUAACUCAAAGUUUAUUUAUCUUUUCAUUUUUCUCUUGUUCUAUCUAUACUAUGCUGAGGUAAAUUUGGAAUUUCCCCCCGUGGGACUUUUAAAGGGACAUCUUCUCUUAUCUUGCACUUGUCUCGGGUUUGACUCCCAAUCCUGUUGCUAUAAGAUGCAUUCCCAGUCUCUCUUCAGCUGUUCUAUCAAGUAAGGUCAAAAAAGACCAAAUUCAUAAUGCUGGACUUGUUGAAUUCAAUCCCCUCAAAGUGUUUUAAGAAUUCUUGUUUUGAGAAUUAGACUGGCGGUAAAACCAUAACCCAAACUGUGUAGUAAGCAUCCACAGUAGAGUCCCACUUCCUCGUACGACCAGCUGCACAAACAUGUUGUGUUUACAUAUGCUGUUGUGAUGCUUUCAGGAAUGUGUUCACUUUCUGGUUUACCUCCAGAUAAAACCGCUCUGGUCAUGUGAACACAUAGUUACUUUAAACCUGUGAAAAUCAUCUGCAGAAGACGGUCAAUGUCAGGGUCAACUUUUUACCGCUGUCACUGUGCUCUGGAUGUUCGCUCUAACCUUGGUGGCUACAACAUGAACAUAACUCGUAAAAGUGACGACCACAGCCAGGAAAACCAUCCUCAUGCAGUUAUAGAUGAAAUCAAUAUUUGGGGGUUAACUCUGACACAUCUUUCUUUCCUUUCAUUGCUCUCCAUCUCUCUCCUUUUACUUCUCCUCCAAACCUCCCCUCUCUUCUCUGCCAUGGUAAAGUCUGCUCCUCAGCCUGAGCUGGAGACACCUCUCUCCACUUGGCUUAUUUUUAGAGUAAUUUGUCGGCUGUGUUUUCCUUUUUAAUGGCACCAAAAGAAACCCCAGAGCUGUGUGUGUGUGUGUGGGGAGAGAGGAGGAGGAGGUGGGAGGAUAGCUGGGAGGUGGGUGAGUCGGUGGGUUUGGAGGUUAGGGGGCUUUAAGGCAGGCGGGCCCCAGCUGCAGGCGCUUUGAUUUGGCCGGGGAGGUGAAAGCGGCGAUUGAGACGCGAGGCUGUGCCAGUUAUCUUAACCUCCCACACUUCAAAAGCGGGGCGAGAACUUGUCCGACCCCCCUCCCCUCCCCUCCUCUCCCCUCCUCCCCUCCCUCUGUCCUGUAGAGGGAAAGGAAUUGGGGGAGAGAGAGAAGAAGGAGGGAAGACUAAACCUUCACUAGCCCUCUGAACAGAGGAGCGUUUCAUUUCCUGCAAAAAAGUCCAGCCGGCAUUCCUGAGCACUAAUGUAGAGAGGGAGGAAGAGGAGGAGGAGGAGGUGGAGGAGGUGGAGGGAGGUGAAAAGGAGAGGAGGGGUCAAGUUGCUCCUGAAUCCUGGUGUUUGUGUCGGCUGGACCUUGUGAAGAGCUGGCCUGGUGCCCCCCCCUAACCUCCUCCAACCAAACACCAUUCGAGCGCGCACACACCCCUGCUGUUAGCACCAAAACUGGCUAAUACACACACACACACAUACACACACGUACACACGCGCACACUCUUUUCACCCGCAGCCCCUCAGGCCUCUUCCCCAGGCAGGAAGGCCAGCGCUUUUCAUGUCUGUGGUGGGGGGAAGGAAAAAAUGCUCCCCAGGAAACAGGGUGCAGAGCCGGGCGUGCGGGCCGGCUUUGAGAUCCUGGGAUGAAAAGAGCGAGGGCGGCGGAGGUAAAUAAAAGCGACAGGGGCUCUCUCUCCUUUCAGUCUGUGCGCAGGGUCAGCUCUCCUUGGGGAAAGGUGGCCUCUGUCCCGUUCCCUUUUAUCCACAUGUGGUAAAGCACUCUGCGGGGCGGUGGUGUGCGUGUGUUUCGGUGUGUGUUAGGACUUUUUGGAGUGUUGAGAUGCAGCGAGCAGCACGGCUCAGCUGACUUCUCUCCUACAAAAACACACUCUUGGCUUUGCCACAAGGGAAAAGCAAACUAAUACCGUUUCUUUCCCUUUUUUUUUCUCGUCUUCACUAAACAUCCAUCUUUUUUAGUCGCAGGAGGCAUUCAUCCACCUCUGUCUCUGCCUCUCCACUUUGAUCACAGAUUCUAUUUGAUGCUGCUCAGGUCUAAAAUAACCCUCCUCAGCUUGUCAAUAACUGGAGCUAACUCUGUUAUGUUAGCUCGAGCCUGGAUCAUGAGAGGGAAAAAGAGAAACACUCUUUUUUUUUUUGCAGCUUGACAAACAAUUUUCCUGUCAGGGGGAAGGGGAAGGGGCCAAUUUCAUGAAGUCCUGUGAAGUGGAUGGAGCAGUCAGGUAGCAUUUUUACACCGCGGCGUCAAUCUGCACCUGAGCCGCUACCUACAUAGCUCAAUGAACUCUCGCUCGCUGUAACCAAAUGGGUCACUGCGGCGGUCCUCCUGUGCGGUCAGCAUUUCCUUGUCUUGUUUUCCCAUCACCCACCUGCGGCGGCAACCUAAAUGUCAACCAGAAGCUCCACAAUCGUGCGCUCGCCUUGAGAGAGUGAGAGGAGGAGUGAGUCAGCCAGGGGAGGGCAGAGAGAGAGAGCAGAGAGCUGCCAGCUGGGUCACGGCAACCCCCAUGUUAGACCAGAUCAAAGCGAGACCGGCCCACAUCCUGUCGCUGACCUAUAACCUCUCUGUGGUUCAGAGAUUUAGCUCCACACUGCUGCAGAAGCUAUCAUUCAAUAACAGCUCGGACAUUAAGAAAAGGGAGAAAACAGAUAUGGUUAUGAAGGGUUCUGUGUUUUAUUCCUUCCUGAUCCAGGAGGCAUGCCUGCACGGUGAGACACUUUGGAGUCACGGUGACUCAUCCUGAUACGUCUGGUUUUGGUUUGCGUGACGUGAAUGUGACCAGUGUUUUGGUGUGGCUUACUGAUGUGUUCCUAAUUACUCUCCCCUCCUCCGCCCCUCUGAUGAGAAAAAGCAGCUUUUUUCUUUCUUUGUAUACAGAUGCACUUACUUCAUCCUCAGCGCGGUUGAUUGAUCUUUUCUUUUGUUCCUCUUGUUUUCUCUCCCCCACCAGGAGGAAAACGUAGCAACUUCUCCACGUGCAAAGCGAAGGCAGCAGCUACGGGCCCUCUGCUUGAGAUGGAGGCCUGCUAAGAUUCCAUGAAGACCCUUAAAAAUCUCCAAACUGAAAGCCUCCAGAUCUCAGAGGACCCACCCUAACCCCACCUAACCCGACUCUCUUUCCUCCAACACAGUCACAUGCCUCCACCAAAAACACUUCACUGUCCGACCCCUCCUCCCUGAAGUCGCCUGCUGUAAAGACACUGAACUGAAGACAAUCAUGAUUAGUAGGAGCACCCUCACACACCCACGUCCUCUCACUCCAGAAUCCACAAAACUGCGAUUUAACAUCAGAAUUAUCUCCUUCUCACAAUCAGCUUUACUGCAAUCAAAGGCACUGCACUGAAAAACAGCAGCAAUUUUAAUGUGCGCACAAACUGCACCGCCCAAACACCUCUUUCUACGUUUCUUGUAAUUUAUUUGUCACCUCGGUUUGUUUGUAUAGAUCAUUAGGCCGACAUUCACUCCCUCGACUUCUUUACCCCCUUCCCCUUUGUUGUUCUUUCUUCCUGGAUUUUUGAGACCAUUUGGGGUUUCGCACCCGACUGACCAAACACCUCUUUUUAGACUGCACUAAAGGAAGACGGAGGGAUCUCAUCUUGUCUAAAGAAUGAAAAAAAAAAACACAAAAAAAAAAACAAACGUCCUGAAGACGCCGUUUUUAGUUUGUCGCUGACCAGUUGGUGCAAAAAAGGAUCAACGUUUUAAUUUGCGUUGACCAGUUGGUGCAAAAAAGGAUCAACGUUUUAAUUUGCGUUUCGAUUUUCCACUGACUUUUCUUUUGAAUGCUUUUUUGUAUCUUGAACCCUUGUUUGAACUUCUCGGUGUAUAUUUUAGUGUGUUUUUUAUUUUAAAUAUUGUUUUUUAUAUAGUGGUUAUAUAUGAAAAUAAGCUUUGGACACAGGAAAGCCAUUUUUCUUGUUGAAGCGUCUUGCAGAAAAUUGAAACUUAAGGCUUCUUUUGAUAACUAUUUGUAACAAAUAGUGACCUCGAGUCUUGCUCAGAUGUAAAAUAAUGCUCAGUAUGUGUACUUUUUAAAAUCUGUCAGGAUAUGUCAAUUUUCUUGGUAUUUUUGCAGGCAACAUUAGGACAAAGGCAAGAGUGAUAGCUCAGAGGCCUAUAUUUUAUUGUUCUAAAACAUGACAAAUGAAGCAGAUAUAUAUAUUUACCCCAGCACUUGGCAGUCUUUCUUUUAUUGCAAUGGACCUUUUUGUCUUUUCUCUCUGGUAGCUGAUAGUGUGGUCUUUAGCCAUGUUGUUUAUUCCAUGCAAGCAUCUCUGUAAUAUUUUGAUUUAAUGCUCUAUUUUAGUAUUACUUGAUGAAUUCCUUUUUUUUUUUUAAUUAUCAUAUUUUGGGUCACUGUCAUCUUGGUUUAGCAUUUUGCUUCCAAGUGGUCAUAUUUGAACUGUUUCAACAUGUUUUGUUCUGUUUUUUUGUAAGAAAAAUAAAAAGGCACCAUUGGCUCAUUUGA